This is a messenger RNA of Pelobates cultripes (western spadefoot toad), 49149 nucleotides long. Lineage: Eukaryota; Metazoa; Chordata; Amphibia; Anura; Pelobatidae. The record is from the annotation of a GenBank genome assembly.
AGUUCAGCCAGGAGAGCAGCCAUUCUUAGUCAAGUUCAGCCAGGGACGGAGUCUUUUCAUCUGAUUCAGCCAUUGCACAUCCACAGGGGCAUACCCUUCAAAAUCCACGGACAAAAAGAGACACUUUAAUUUUAGGGGUGAGGCCAGAGACGGGGCUGCUCUGAAACAUAACUAAAACAUUUUAUGCAACUGAAAUAUUAUUUAGAACAAGAGCAAUGUAUCUUAUUUACACAGACUGAUUUCUGAACACAUUUAAAAUAGUCUAAAGAUGCAUUACUAUGCGUUUUAAUGCUGGGGAGCUCUGUUAUUGUCUUACCUUCAGCUGUCCCACGUAGUCGCCUUGCCACUCCUCAAUCAGGCGAUGCCGAAUCUCCACUCGCUGUCCCACCUUGUUCGGCCGAUGCUGAAUCUUGACACGACUCUUUCUUUAUUCCGCCGACAUCGAAUGCAUGAGUGCACCGACAUCGGUGACGGCACAAACCGUUUUGAUUCCACUCUAAUUAAAGCCACAGAAAAGCUAAACAAACGUGGGCAAAACGCCUAACACAAAUUAAGUACAAUUUUUCUGUAUUGUUCCCCAACCAAUCACUGCAUAUGUGAGGCUAUUUACGCCCAUCUCUGACCUCACUUCCUUGCCCGGUCAUGCUCUUAGUAGCCAAAGAGUGCGUUGUAGUGUUAAGUGUGUUUUUUCUGGCUGUGAUUUGGCUCUAUAUUUUGACUAAUCUUAUCUCUGGAAUCCCUGAUCUUGGCUUUGUGUAUUUGUUUUUUUCUACCUUCUCUUGACCCUGGCCUGUUUAUUGUUACCCUUAUUAUCUCUCCAGACUAUAUUUUUUGCUUCUUACAUUAAGCACGGCCACUCUGAGGCCUGGUGAUACGCGCUAUAUUAAUAGAGUAUCGGUUGCCGCUUGUUUUCGUGUUAAGGUUGUACCUUGACAGUUAUAACCACACCAACAAUAAAGAGUUCAUAGAAAAGAGGAUGGACAUUAGGAUUGAAUUGUGAGACAGGUGAAUUUGGGCCCAAAAUAGCAACUGCCCUUCCUAAAAAGUGCCACUUUGGAGGUAUGUGGGGGGACUGUAAACAAUGCAAAACUAUGUGUGUUCUGCCAGUAUGCGGAAAUGGGGGGUUUAUUAUUAUUUAGUAUCUGUGUAUUAACCCCUUAAGGACCAAACUUCUGGAAUAAAAGGGAAUCAUGACAUGUCACACAUGUCAUGUGUCCUUAAGGGGUCAAUGUAAUGUUUUAUGUGUAGUGUCAGCGUGUGAAUGCUGGGGUAUCAUUCUGCAGAAUGUUAAUGUUGUGGAAUUGUUAUAUAAAUUAGCAGUCUGUGAAUGCUGGGGUAUCAUUGUGCAGAAUGUCAAUGUUGUGGAAUUGUUAUAUAAAUUAGCAGUCUGUGAAUGCUGGGGUAUCAUUGUGCAGAAUGUCAAUGUUGUGGAAUUGUUAUAUAAAUUAGCAGUCUGUGAAUGCUGGGGUAUCAUUGUGCAGAAUGUCAAUGUUGUGGAAUUGUUAUAUAAAUAAGCAAUCUGUGAAUGCUGGGGUAUCAUGGUGCAGAAUGUCAAUGUUGUGGAAUUGUUAUAUAAAUUAGCAGUCUGUGAAUGCUGGGGUAUCAUUGUGCAGAAUGUCAAUGUUGUGGAAUUGUUAUAUAAAUUAGCAGUCGGUGAAUGCUGGGGUAUCAUUGUGCAGAAUGUCAAUGUUGUGGAAUUGUUAUAUAAAUUAGCAGUCGGUGAAUGCUGGGGUAUCAUGGUGCAGAAUGUCAAUGUUGUGGAAUUGUUAUAUAAAUUAGCAGUCUGUGAAUGCUGGGGUAUCAUUGUGCAGAAUGUCAAUGUUGUGGAAUUGUUAUAUAAAUUAGCAGUCUGUGAAUGCUGGGGUACCAUUGUGCAGAAUGUCAAUGUUGUGGAAUUGUUAUAUAAAUUAGCAGUCGGUGAAUGCUGGGGUAUCAUUGUGCAGAAUGUCAAUGUUGUGGAAUUGUUAUAUAAAUUAGCAGUCUGUGAAUGCUGGGGUAUCAUUGUGCAGAAUGUCAAUGUUGUGGAAUUGUUAUAUAAAUUAGCAGUCGGUGAAUGCUGGGGUAUCAUUGUGCAGAAUGUCAAUGUUGUGGAAUUGUUAUAUAAAUUAGCAGUCUGUGAAUGCUGGGGUAUCAUUGUGCAGAAUGUCAAUGUUGUGGAAUUGUUAUAUAAAUUAGCAGUCGGUGAAUGCUGGGAGUAUCAUUGUGCAGAAUGUCAAUGUUGUGGAAUUGUUAUAUAAAUUAGCAGUCUGUGAAUGCUGGGGUAUCAUUGUGCAGAAUGUCAAUGUUGUGGAAUUGUUAUAUAAAUUAGCAGUCGGUGAAUGCUGGGGUAUCAUUGUGCAGAAUGUCAAUGUUGUGGAAUUGUUAUAUAAAUUAGCAGUCUGUGAAUGCUGGGGUAUCAUGGUGCAGAAUGUCAAUGUUGUGGAAUUGUUAUAUAAAUUAGCAGUCUGUGAAUGCUGGGGUACCAUUGUGCAGAAUGUCAAUGUUGUGGAAUUGUUAUAUAAAUUAGCAGUCUGUGAAUGCUGGGGUACCAUUGUGCAGAAUGUCAAUGUUGUGGAAUUGUUAUAUAAAUUAGCAGUCGGUGAAUGCUGGGGUAUCAUUGUGCAGAAUGUCAAUGUUGUAGAAUUGUUAUAUAAAUUAGCAGCCUGUGAAUGCUGGGGUAUCCAUUGUGCAGAAUGUCAAUGUUGUGGAAUUGUCAUAUAAAUUAGCAGUCUGUGAAUGCUGGGGUAUCAUUGUGCAGAAUGUCAAUGUUGUGGAAUUGUCAUAUAAAUUACCAGUCUGUGAAUGCAGGGAUGUAUUUGCGUGGGGUGUAUGUGUGUGACCAUAUGAUAUGUUUAAAGAGUCACUCUAAGCCAGGGGUCCUCAAACUCCGGCCCGUCAGAUGUUGCUGAACUACAACUCCCAUGAUUCUCUGACUAUCUAUGUAAUUCAAAGAAUCAUGGGAGUUGUAGUUCAGCAACAUUUGGGGGGCCAGAGUUUGAGGACCCCUGCUCUAAGCACUGUAGCUAUUCCACGUACAACACUCACUCUGGUGAAAGUGAUCUAACUAAAAAAAAUACAUAUGUUUUAAUUCUUUUUUUGUAUUAUGUUUAAAGCAUUAUCUCAACAGUGUAUUAAAAACAGGAGGUAAUUUUUACCCCCAUUCUUUCCUCAAGUUAUUGUAGUUGUGAAUGCAGUUUUUUUUGGUCAUCUCAUUGUUUCCAGUUUUGUGUCUCACCAUCUCCUGUCAACUACCCUUCUUUCUCGUCUAUCUCCCAAGAGAUAACAAGCACCUGAAAGCAGGUGUAAAAAUAUCCCAAGUUAAAGCCUUCCUGUAAAAGUUACCUAGUGAGUUUUGAAGUGCAUUAAAUCCCACAAUGGAUUUAACCUCUCUUGGGUGUCACUCUAAACACCCAGCCACCACCCCAACCUUGCAUAUUACAAGUUACCUGAAGCAGAUUUAUGUGUUCUGCCUUUUGAUAACUCAUGGGUUUGGUAUGGAUGUGUUUUCAUUGUAAGACUCAUCUUUUUGACACGAGGAUGUAAAAAAUCCAACAAAUAAUGGGAGGGACACAUGAAAUCGCUCUGAUGUACAAUACUCAUUGUGGUACUUUACUCUCGAUUGACAGCACAACAGAAAGAGAGUACAGACCUAACACAACGACUCAUUACUGAUCAUAUCUCCAGCCUCAACUGAAAUUGGAUGUGACCUUCUUCAGGAUGUACGGGGCAUCACAUCUGUCAUGGUAUAAGGUAGGCGACAGAGUUUCUGUUUAAAGGAAGACUGAAAUAGCUUGACAUAUAACUACCGGAUGGUUAACAAGAAGCAGUAUUGAUCUAAAUACAAAAUAACAGCAUAACUGGAUGUUGUAGCAUAUUGUUUAUUAAACUAACACAUUUUUGUAAUGACAGGAUUUCAGGUGAUUCGCAAAUCACCAAGUGUUAAGCAUUUUGGGGAUCUCCCUCGCACCUUGUUAUUUGCUGUCCCCCUUGAGGCUCAAUAGUGGUUUUCAUACCCCACCUCGUCUAGACUGUAAGCUGGUCUGAGCAGGGUCCUCAUCAUCCUGUUGUUCCUGUAAUAUUUUGUUAUUGUCUCAUUUAUUGUUAAAUUUCACCCUUUUAUAAUAUUGUAAAGAGUUAGGGAACAAGUUAUUGCUUUACAAAUGCCAAUAAUAAUAAUAAUAAUAAUUUGAUCAAAUAUGCCAUUUUCAAAAUCUAACAUUGUUAAUCAUCUGGCUUCUGUUGAGAAAAAAAUAAAAAAACAAACAAACAAAAAACAUCCUCAAAAACAGCAUUUGCCCAUAUUUUGCCAAUGGCUCCAGCCACACAUCCAGCAUUAUACAUAAUAUGGCAUACUCACAUCUAAGGGAAAGCAGAGCAGACGGUACAAAGCAUGACGUAAUACAAUACAGAAAUUAAACCCCAAUGUAGAAUUCUUACUUUGAUGGAGAAAACAUUCUAAGUAUGUUUUAUAUUUCUAUAGUAUGUACCAUAUAUAAUACAUGGGUACAAGACGUACUUUCAGUGGAAAUGUGUAAUGCAGGUACCCUCAAGAUAAAAACUUCCAAUGCAAGUUAACAUCUGAUUGAAAAGGAAACCUUUUUUUUUUCAUGCAGAUUGUGUGAGUGACAGCCAGAGGUGGUGUGGUUAGGUUUGAAUAAACAGAAACGAAAGUGAAUUAACUCCUAAAUGGCAGUGAAUUGAGCGAUGAGACUGCAGGGACAUGAUCUAUACACUAUACCUGCUUUGUUUCACCAACUUCACCUGUUUGUCUUUGUUAUUUUUUUUGUAUAUUAAUUACUUGCCAGAUACCUCCAUCUAAAAUUGUAACACACUUGCUGUGUUGGCUGUAUGUAAAUGACAAUAUCUGCUAAAUAGACAGCGUUUGACUGAUGUACUGACCUAACAUGCAUACACUCACAGCACGGGCUCUUGCUCGGAGCUGGGGAGAGCUUGUUACAGUAGUGUUAGUGUCGCCUUGCUCACUGGGAGGCAGGAAGGAGCAUGCGAGGUGAGCGAGAGGUUCAGUAGGCUGACAGAAUUGUAUGCAGUCAGCAGAAGAUGGAAUGUCUGGCUUUGUUACAGGACGUUAUGUAGUUACAUAAUAUAACAUAUGGAUAAAGGAGGCAUUGCAGUGUCUGCUGCUAUUAUUUCGUCUCAUUAAUAGUAUGGUGAUUUUAAUAUAGUUAUCAAUGGUUAUUUGGUGUAACCCAUAUUUGCGCGUCUUCCUGUAUUUUCAUAACCAGUUAUAGUCAUUGUAUUGUUACUGGAUCUGCUUGUAAUUUUAGCUGCUUCACACAUAAGGAACAAGCGCCAGAAAUCUCACUUGCUGCUAUAACUGGAUCUGCUUGUAAUGACUGAUGGUCCUAGGGUUUAUGAGCUUGGCAGUAAACGUGUACACAUCCGUUUCAGCUGGUGCGGACAUAUCAAGUGCCUUUUAAUCUGCACCCGUACUAAUCGAUCCGGUGGAGUCAUAUUCAAUGACUGGAUUCAUUGUAUUAUGACCUUUGUAUUUCUGGUGUCCCGACUUAGGCUUGUUUACUAUUUCUGCAUACUCUGUUUGUCUGCUUUGCUACAGGUGUGUUUUGUAGUUUGUCGGAUUUUAUUAGGGUUUUGAGUACAUAAAACAAUAUUAACGAGAAAAAAUAAAUGAAAUUAGAGGAUCUACAGUAGACACAUGCUAUGACAAUAUCCACAUUGCAGGGAUUACAUAGUAAUAUCUCAAGUCAUGAGUGGGAGGGGGUGUUGUAGUUUUAUCACCUGACCGUGUACCUUGAUAUAUUAACAUCAUUACUUAGCAGCUCCGUUACCUGGUUCUGUUUUUCAAUUCAUGGUUUGAGUUGCAUGAUGGUUUCUAAUUUCUUUACUCAACAUCUUCUACGUACUCGUAUUACAGGUCUACAAACCAUGAGUUGUAACUUUUAAUGUCAUCCAGAUCUAUACAUUGUGAAAUAAACAAAUAGCUCAUACCUAUAAAUUCAUUUUAUGGAACCACGUACCAUGUGUAUUUUUUAUGAAAACAAAAGUACUAAAUGGCAAGAGACCCAGAUUACUCAUCUAAUUACUGUGGGUAAUAACGUCUGAUAAUUAGCUGUUGUAGGCCUGACAGAUGCAGUGUUAACAACGUGUUAAUGAUUAAUAAAGUUUAAAAGAUGAUUCACUUAAUUAAGAUAACGACUCACAAAGCACAGACUUUUAUGUUUAUUUUGAUAAUACCGAAAGAUUGGGUUGUUUUGUUAAAUGUUUAUUUUGAUACACAUGGUUACAUUAUAGCAGGACACGAGAUUGGGGGGAAAAUGACUCUUUAAACAGAAUUUAAUUUCAUAAAUAACAUAAGAGCUUCACAUUAAUGAUCAGCAGAUGUCAUUACAUUUAGAGGUGAAUAUUAAGGGUUUAUUUGUUUUUCAGAUUUCGUUGCUUUGUAGACUAGCUUUUUGCUGAAUAGCACUUUUUCACCACUAACUUCAGUCAGACUGGAAAACUGUGACUAUUAUUAUUAUUAUUUAUUUUUUAGAUAGCGAAAACAUAUUUCGCAGCAACUAUGACUAAAUGCUGCCCUAGGAUAAAAACAACCCAAACACUAACCCCUAAUGCUAGUCUUAGCCAUAGAAUAAUCAUUUAAUAUAAAAUGUAUGUAAUGGUGAAGUAGACUGCAUUUUGUGCAUUAUAAAUGCAACCUGCGUCGUUACAUUGGACGCAUAUUGGUUUGGCGUCAAAAAAUGAUUUUUAUGCAUAUGAGAAGAAGAUGCAGGAGAUCAUUCGGCGCCACUAUUGACACCAUAUUGUGCUCGGAAUCUGUACAAAGCGCAACGUCCACAUAAAACAUUAUGCAAGAGUGACGCACACUCAAUAUGUGUGAGUCUAUGGCCAGAGGACGCUGGAGCCGUGACACCUAUGUCAAAGAAUGAGAAACCUAACCGCAAUAGUGUAAUCUGUGUAAUUGAUCUAUUAGUAGAUCCAUAUUACCACCAUGAUCAGGCAUAAGACAGUGGUCCCGGUUUCCCUGUGUAAUGGUCGCCCCUUGAUUUCCAGCCUAUGUAUUUGUAAAAUAAUGAAAUUAAGUUACUGCCGUUUUAUUUAACUUGGAGGGUGAUGCUGAGCUGACUUGGCGUUUCCCGUGUGGGGUCUGACUGACACCUCACAGCAUCAGCUCCCCUCUAAAAUAACACCAUGCUGUUUAUAUGUAUUUUUUAAAUUUGUGCUGCCUAUACUUUAAUGGCGGACUCGAUAAUCCGCUUUCAUCCUGCUAAAUUGCAAUGGCUGGUGGCGAGUUAAAUAUUUGAGCCGUGCUUGAGCCAAACUCCUACAGUGUGACAGUCGAUACUCUCAAGGUAAUAAUGAUCAAGAGGUCCAAACAGUUUAAGACAGCAGGAAGAACAGGGUACCACGAUACCAGCGGCCUGAUCUGCCAACACAUGGCAAGACGGUGCUGGCGCAGUCUACCUUAUUUGAGAAAAUGGUGCUUGAUGAACCCAACACCAUUCCAUUACUAUGGUAAUAGAAGGCACCAGAUAACUAAACAGAACUCCAGUGACCUUGAAGGGAAGAGGAUUACAUAAUGCUUUAUGUUCUUCACAUCUUGGAUGGAAUUCUUGGGCUGACAGUGUCCGCUGGUGCUCAGAGGCAAUAACUUUUGUCCCAAGAUAGACAAAAUAGGUACAUCUAAUGCAGAAGAGGAACGUCCACUCUGGAUAUAUCAGAGGAGGAGGGCGGGCUGGAGGCACCCAGGGGACCCAGGUAAGUGUCAACCAAUCUGAAGCUUUACGAGGGAUGGCCUACUUGAAUUAAAGAAACAGUAACAGUGUUAUUGUCAGGUUACCUUUGGUGUCUACCUCGGAGGAGGUUAGACACCUAGACGUCCAUCCUCCUAGGGGGGCUGACUCACCCGAUCCUUGCACUCCUCCCGGCCGUUUACACGCCGGCCGCGAUAGCUCCGCCUCCUUUUAUGACGCGGCGCUCAGUAGCCGACGUCAUGACGGCAAUCACGUUCCGACCCGUCAAUCACGGCAACCAAGUGCCGAACAACGAAUCAGGACUCGUUGGGGGCGGAGCCAACAGUUAAAGAGCCAAGGUAUAAAAAAGGGUUCUGUGGAAUGAUUCAUUGCCCUGUCGUGGUUCUAGCUAGUCUGGUCACUCAGUGCACUUACCUCUAUUGUCUUUUGGUUCCUGACUCGGCUUGUAUUUUUGACCCUGCUUUCCUCUCUUGUCCUUUUGACUCGGCUUGUCUCUCGCUUACCUGAUCUCUCGUUCCCUCGACCUCGGCUUGUCUCUGACCAUUCUUUUGCUUUCUCCUUACGUUAGUCCGGCCAUUCUAAGGUCCGGUAUACGUACCUAUCUCCUGUUUGUAUUCUGCGUGUUGGAUCCCUGUCACGAUCCUGACAGGGCCAAUGGAUCCUGCAGGUACAAACUCUCAGGUCGGUUCUCCUGACUCUAGAUUUGAGGCCAUGGAUCAUAGAAUGGACCAGAUGGCUCUAGCUCUGCAAGCAUUGCUAUCUCGUCCUAGUAAUCACUCAGAGGAGAUGCGUACCCCAUCUAUCUCUCCUAUAAGUACAGGCCUAGAGGUAGCCACAGUGGCUACUUCUUCCCGUGUUACGUCCCCGUCACGCUAUGGCGGCGCUCCUGACACUUGUCGAGGUUUUUUAAACCAGAUAGGUAUUCAUUUUGAGUUGCAACCCCACGCCUACCCUACUGACAGGGCGAAGGUUGGAUUUAUAAUCACCUUGCUCAUUGACAAGGCACUUAGAUGGGCUAACCCCCUGUGGGAAAAUGAUAACCCGUUAGUUUACAAUUAUAAUGCUUUUGUCGCUGCAUUUAGGAGAGCUUUUGACCCCCCAGGAAGAAAGGCCAAUGCAGCUAGACUACUGUUACGUCUUAGACAGUAUAACCGAACCCUCGUGGAUUAUGCUUUAGAGUUCAGAUCCUUGGCGGCAGAAGUCAAGUGGAAUGAACAGGCUUAUAUGGACGUAUUUAUGAACGGGUUAUCUGAUGAGAUUUUAGAUGAGGUGGCCACAAGAGAUCUUCCUGAAAAUUUGGAGGAUUUGAUUUCAUUUAUUUCCCGAAUAGAUGAACGUAUGAGACAGAGGCAGAAUAUUCGGGAUAGAACCCGCAGAUCCUCCAUAAGACUAGCUCCCUCAUUUCAGAGUUCUGAUUCUACUACUUUAGCUCUCCCAGAACCUAUGCAAAUAGGUAAUACUCGACUCUCAGAAGAGGAAAGACAGUACAGGAGAAGGGAGGGGCUUUGUAUGUAUUGCGGAAUUAGAGGUCACCUACGCCUAAAUUGCCCUAACCGGCCGGGAAACGCUCGCACCUAAGUUUCUCAAGAGGACAGGCCUUGGGUGUUUCUAUCUUGUCCUCUAUAUAUGAUUAUAAAGAUCAUAGGCUUCUGAUACCUGUUUCUUUAGCUUGGGAAAAGGGAGUACUUAAUGCUAUGGCUUUGAUAGAUUCCGGAGCAGCUGAAAGCUUUAUUGACCAAGCCUUUGUCACUAACCAUUCUAUCCCAUCUCAGCUAAGGGAUACACCCUUGGCCGUUGAGGCCAUAGAUGGCAGACCAUUAUCUGAACCUGUUAUUUUUCGUGAAACCAUACCAAUUAAGUUAACCACUGGUAUCCUUCACGAGGAAAGAAUAUCCCUCAUGCUGAUCUCAUCUCCUUCAGUUCCUAUAGUCUUGGGGUAUCCCUGGCUUAAGAAGCAUAACCCUAUCAUUGACUGGGAACUGGGUGAGAUAGUCUCCUGGGGUCAGGGUUGCCAGAGAGGAUGUUUACAGAAAGUCUCACCGAUUUGCAUGGUUGACGCCCCGGUUAACUCUUCCCAAUCUACAGAUUUACAGAUACCGUCUCAGUACCUGGAUUUAAAGGCAGUCUUUGACAAAAAGAGGGCUGAUACUUUACCUCCACAUAGGUCUUUCGACUGUAAAAUUAGACUCCUACCUGGUACUAUGCCUCCGAGGGGUACGGUAUAUCCUUUAUCCACUAAGGAAAACUUAGUCCUAGAGGAGUACAUACGUGAAAACCUAGACAAAGGAUUUAUUAGGAGAUCUUCUUCUCCGGCCGGGGCCGGUUUCUUUUUUGUAGAUAAAAAAGACGGCACUCUACGGCCUUGCAUUGAUUAUCGGGGCUUGAAUAAGAUAACUAUUAGAAAUGCUUAUCCUAUUCCUUUGAUUACUGAGCUCUUUGAUCGACUGAAAGGCUCCAAGAUUUUUACCAAGUUAGAUCUGAGGGGAGCUUAUAACUUGGUGAGAAUUCAGCAGGGAGACGAAUGGAAAACAGCUUUCAAUACCCGCUAUGGCCACUAUGAAUACACGGUAAUGCCCUUCGGGCUUUGCAAUGCACCUGCAGUAUUCCAGGACCUAAUUAAUGAGGUUCUUAGGGAAUUUCAGCAUGAAUGCGUUAUAGUAUAUUUGGAUGAUAUACUAAUACACUCUAGAGAGAUUGAGACUCACCACAGACAAGUCAGAAGGGUACUGCGCAAACUGUUACAACAUGGAUUGUACUGCAAAUUGGAAAAGUGUAGCUUCGAUCAAUCUCAGAUAAACUUUCUUGGCUACGUUAUUUCUGGAGACGGAUUUAGGAUGGACCCCAUUAAACUCCAAUCGAUUUUAGAUUGGCCAUUGCCCAGGGGACUCAAGGCCAUUCAGAGAUUUAUCGGAUUCUCCAAUUAUUAUAGGCGCUUCAUUAAAGGUUACUCUUCUAUUAUUGCUCCUAUUACCAAUAUGACUAGACAGGGUGCUGAUACCAAGACUUGGUCUACAGAGGCUCUCUCUGCUUUCAAAACACUCAAAGAACAUUUUGCCUCAGCACCGAUAUUAGUUCAUCCUGACACAUCUUUGCCUUUUCUACUCGAGGUAGACGCCUCGGAGACAGGUAUAGGCGCUAUCUUGUCCCAAAGGCUAGGUUUGGAUAAACCGUUACAUCCAUGUGGGUUUUUUCCAAGAAAUUAUCUGGGCCUGAAAGUAGAUAUGACAUUGGUGAUAGGGAACUGUUAGCGGUCAUUAUGGCUUUAAAGGAAUGGAGACAUUUGUUGGAGGGGACAUUAUACCCGGUUACUAUUUUGACGGAUCACAAGAAUUUGUCCUAUAUAGGGGAGGCCAAGCGCUUGUCCGCCAGGCAAGCUCGUUGGUCCUUGUUUCUGACACAUUUCAAUUACGUGCUCACUUAUAGACCUGGUUCUAAGAACUCUAAGGCAGAUGCAUUGUCCCGCCAACAUGAACCUUCUACGGUGUCUGAAGCAGCUUUGUCUUCUAUCGUUCCCAAGUGUAAUAUUAUUGCCAACACGUGUGUCAGGAUACACUCGCCGUUGCUUGCUGAGAUCAAGAAAGUACAACAUCUAGCUCCCAAACCUGUUCCUGGGGCUCGAUACUUCGUUCCUCCUGAGCUCCAAGUGGAACUGCUGCAUUGCUUUCAUGACAGUAAAAUUGCUGGGCACCCCGGCAUACGCAAAACGUGUUCCCUGAUUUCUAAAGAUUUCUGGUGGCCUUCCCUUCGUAAGGAUAUAAGGGAUUUCGUCGGGGCAUGUGCUGUCUGUAUGAAGACUAAGCAACCUCAUGCGCUCCCUUGUGGACUUUUGCACCCCUUAGAAAUUCCCGAGAGACCAUGGUCAUGUUUGGCUAUGGACUUCAUUGUCGAUUUGCCUGUUUCUAAAAAACAUACUGUUAUUCUCACGGUGAUUGACAGGUUUACUAAAAUGGCUCAUUUCGUGCCCUUGCCUAAACUGCCCUCGUCUCCCGAAUUAGCUGAGAUAUUCGCGAGGGAGAUUUUUCGUUUACAUGGUAUUCCCUCUGAAAUUGUUUCUGAUAGAGGUUCCCAAUUUGUUUCCCGCUUUUGGAAGUCUUUCUGUUCUCACUUAGGCAUCAAGUUGAAUUUCUCAUCUGCCUAUCAUCCCCAGUCCAACGGAGCUGCCGAACGCACCAACCAAAAGAUUGAACAAUAUUUGCGUUGUUUUGUUUCUGAACACCAGGACGAUUGGGUUGGUCUGAUUCCUUGGGCAGAGUUUGCACACAACAAUCUCGUUUGUGAUUCUACUCGUUCUAGCCCCUUUUUCUUGAAUUAUGGCUUUCAUCCUUCCAUUCUUCCGUCGGUUUCCCCUUCCCAAGGGGUUCCGUCGGUUGAUGUUCAUGUCGCCAAUCUGAGAAAGUUGUGGGAUCAGACUCGACGAAUUCUUCUUCAGAAUUCCAUGGUGUUCAAACGACACGCUGACAAACGGAGACGGGUGGCUCCGGUUUUUGCCCCGGGUGAUAGGGUGUGGUUGAGUACCAGAAACAUCCGCUUGAAGGUUCCUUCCAUGAAAUUUGCCCCUCGUUACAUAGGCCCUUACAAGGUUCUGUGUCGGAUUAACCCGGUUGCGUAUCGUCUUGCCCUUCCGCCUGCCCUGCGCAUCCCUAACUCUUUUCAUGUUUCUUUGUUGAAGCCUUUGGUUUGUAACAGAUUUUCCUCCGCUGAGUCCUCCCCUCUCUCUGUCCAGGUUGAGGGUCAGGAGGAAUAUGAAAUCAAAUCCAUUCUCGAUUCUCGUAUUUCUCGGGGGAAGUUGCAAUAUCUUGUUGACUGGAAGGGGUAUGGGCCUGAAGAAAGGUCUUGGGUGGGCCAUGAAAAUGUGCAUGCCCCUCGUCUCCUCCGGGCAUUUCAUGCUCGUUUUCCGUCUCGCCCCGGUUCCUUCCGCCCGGUGGGCGUUUCUGAGAGGGGGGGUACUGUCAGGUUACCUUUGGUGUCUACCUCGGAGGAGGUUAGACACCUAGACGUCCAUCCUCCUAGGGGGGCUGACUCACCCGAUCCUUGCACUCCUCCCGGCCGUUUACACGCCGGCCGCGAUAGCUCCGCCUCCUUUUAUGACGCGGCGCUCAGUAGCCGACGUCAUGACGGCAAUCACGUUCCGACCCGUCAAUCACGGCAACCAAGUGCCGAACAACGAAUCAGGACUCGUUGGGGGCGGAGCCAACAGUUAAAGAGCCAAGGUAUAAAAAAGGGUUCUGUGGAAUGAUUCAUUGCCCUGUCGUGGUUCUAGCUAGUCUGGUCACUCAGUGCACUUACCUCUAUUGUCUUUUGGUUCCUGACUCGGCUUGUAUUUUUGACCCUGCUUUCCUCUCUUGUCCUUUUGACUCGGCUUGUCUCUCGCUUACCUGAUCUCUCGUUCCCUCGACCUCGGCUUGUCUCUGACCAUUCUUUUGCUUUCUCCUUACGUUAGUCCGGCCAUUCUAAGGUCCGGUAUACGUACCUAUCUCCUGUUUGUAUUCUGCGUGUUGGAUCCCUGUCACGAUCCUGACAGUUAUUUACUAAAGUGAGAAUUAAAGGUGAAUUUAAAGUGAAUUUCAAAUUUAAGUUUAAAAUAGCUGAACUGGAAAAAUUCUCUAAAUUAGAUUCGCUUUCCAUUCAGCUACUCUGACCUUAAAACUGAAAUCCAUCUUGAGUUAUGUUUGACUUCUCACCUUAGUGAAUAGCUCUGUAAAUGCUUUUGUGCUCUCCGAGUACACUCAGCGUAAUUUAAAAACAGUAUUUAGGAGAGGAUGGGCUUUUGGGUGUUUCCAAGCAGAGAUAAUUAAGCUCUUGCUACAUCACUGAAACACAGGCACUUCUUCAAACACGGGAUCUAGAAACCACAAUGUUUCAACACUAAUCAAAGCCGAAAGUCAGAAUACUAAACAAGAUUUCACCAUCAACAAAGGAAGUGACUCAAUACCCAUUAGAGCAAAAUAGUCAAAUUUAGUCUUCAGUUUCAUUUCCUUCAAUAGGUUUUAUACCAGAACCAUCAAAUUUAUUUCUGUUGACAAUCUCAUGCCCACGUCUGGCCAUUGACCUCUUGCAUUGUAACUGUGUCUUCCUUAGAAUGUAAUGAUAGAAAGGAAUUUGCCUAUUUUAAUUUUUGUUACAGGGGUGUGAAGUGAAAAGCUCCCCUUAAAGGAACACUAUAACAUUAUGAAUACAAAAACCUGUAUGCCUAUUGCUGUAGUGUCCCUUUAACUAUCUUGCUUCUCACCUCUCCCCCUCCCAGAACUUCAUCGAUGAAGCAUGGCUUUCUCCGUCGUGACAGCAUUGGAGACCUGAUGCGCAUGCAUGGUGAAUGUCACGUGCAUCCAAUGCGGAUCAUAGAAAUUUUUUAAAUCCAGUGCUUUCCUAUGAGCUGCAGUGUCAGUGCAGCAAAAGUGUCUCCAGAGACUAUCACUACGACAGCCAUACAGGCAUGUUUAAACCUUCAGGGAAAGAAUUGGCCUUUAUAUCAAAGGGAUGAAUAUAUAGGACCACCGCACCCAGUAUGAUUUGAAGUGAUCAGGGUGACUUUAGUGGUCCUUUAACCCCUUAAGGACCAAACUUCUGGAAUAAAAGGGAAUCAUGACAUGUCACACAUGGCAUGUGUCCUUAAGGGGUUAAAGGAAUCAGUCUAGGCACAAUAACCACGACAGGGAGCUGUAGUAGUUAAGGUACCUGAAUACAUCCCACGUUAAAUAGCUAAACUAUUUUUGACCAUGGUUCGGCCCAAUUUCUCAGAUAGGUCUAAAGUGGAGGUUCCCCUUUCUCAACACAUAUAUUUGUCCUUAUUUUGAUGGAAUGGUGCAGAGUGUCAUUUAACACUCUCGUUCGGUAAAUUCCAUCCAAACAUCAGUGGAUUUGAUGUCACUAAUGCAGAAGUAGGAAUCUAUGUAUUAGCAAUAUCGGGAGCGUUGGCUUACUGCUGGCAGCUGGGGGACCAAGGUUUAAAAAUGGUUUGACUCUUAAACUUAAGCCAGCACCAGGAGACUGGAAGAUAAUUUAAUUUAUUAAAUUAAUAGUUAUUAAAUGAAUUAGCGAUUUUGUUUUCUUAUUAAAAGGCAGUACAUUGCUAAUGCUUUGGUGUUUACUGAUCAAUAGGAAGAAGCUUCUAAUUAUGAGCUAUCCAUACGGAUUGUACAAGCCAAAAAUAUUCACGGGACAGAUGUUGGUGAGUAAUAAACUGUAAUACAGAAAGUUACCCCAAAGUACAAAUACUGGCUGGAGUACCUCGCUCAUGAAUGGGGGGGGGGUGAAAGAAAAAAAUCCUAGUAUUCUGUGCAACUGCUAUAUGGGGAUUGGCCCCUAACAAAAUCUUCUCCUCUAUAUCCAUAUAUUAUAUAAAAUAAAAUUAUUAUAUUAAUAAUUCUUUAUAAAUAGAAAUGGGGGCCGAAAUCAGUCGUGAUCCUAAAUGACUGGUAUGAUAAACACUUUGCUAAGCUUAUUGAGCGCAAAUCUUUGUUAUAAUUGCUUCUCUUUUUUAUUAUGAUCCAGUGCAGGAGUAAAUUACUUUAAUAUAGGCUCCUUCUUAUAUAAAAGAUAAAUAUAGCAAAAUGUAGCUAAUAUUAAUAUUGGAGUGGACUAUCAGCUUUACGCCCCUCUGUCUGUCCACAGCCACCAAACCGGAUUGCUAUGUGUGUCUGUGGAUUCCCACUACUUUGCAGGAAAAGAAAAGAACAAAAACCAUUUGGAACUCAAAAAAUCCUGUGUGGGACGAGACCUUUCACUUCCGAAUUCAUAAUCAGAUCAAGGUAAGAACAGAGCCAUUGGGGCACAUUGAUGCUCGCAAUUGUGGCUAAUGCCCCAGAUAUGGCACUAAGAGAAAUAAAGCUAGUAUAGAUAUAUAAAUAGCUGGUUCCUACUGAAAAAAACAAAACAACAUUUUGUUUGAUUAACCAUUUUUCUUUCUUUAUUUUAAUAAAUAAUUUUUGAUUAUUUUUUUCACCCUGUGUAUUUUCUUUUUUCUCUUUUUUUGUAAUUUUUUUUUACAAUUUUUUUUUAUUUUUGACCCAUAUGUGAACCCUAUGUUCGUUGUUUUUUUUCACCCCAUUUAUAAACCUGGUUUUAUUUUUUUUUAUAUUUUAUUUUUUCACCCGGUAUAUAAACCAUAUUUUAUUUUAACUUAUUUUAUUUUUUAAUAUUUUUCACCCAUUUAUAAAUUCUAUUUCCUUAAAAAAAAAUAAAAAAAAAUUAUACAUCUCUAUAAGACAAGCUGUAUUGUUGACCAAUGGCCAAAAGACUCUCCAGGCAUAGCAAAACGACAGAACCCAUGAUCUUUUACUAAGCUGCCAAAGCAUCACUAGACUUUAAGUCUGGUGAUGCUUUGGCAGCUUAGUAAAACAACUCUCUCUUAGUUAAACAACUCUCUUUUCAAGUGUUCACCCCAUAAAAUGGCACUUAUCAAAAUCGAAUUGACUCUAACAUGUCAACACAUUUCUGAAUGUUACUUUAUUUUCCAAAGAAUGUCUUGGAGUUGUCAGUACAUGAUGAGGAUGUUGGCACCAAAGAUGACCAUCUCUAUACCGUGAGCUACGAUUUGGCCAAUGUCACUCUUAACAAUCCAAUGCUGAAAACAUUUCCUCUAAAUACAAAGGUAAGUGUGAGAACUUUUUAUUUUUAAAAUGUGUGAUUGUGAAAUGUCAAAGUAUGUCAUAGUUAUCAUUAAUGUAGUGAGAAACAGGUGGAAAGUCAAGGCUGGAUGUUAACUAAUGUUGUGUUACAUCUCUUUUGCAAUGGUUUUCCUGGUAUGCGCAUAACUGUGACAUAAUCUGAAAUGUUAAUAUAUGGUUUACCAUUUCCUAUGUGUCUGCUUUUCUGUAAUGAAGCAGCAUUUCAUACCUUAUCACUUACCUUAUUCACAAAUUUCUCCAAUGUGGGCUCAACUCAUCACUUCCCUCUCUUGGUGUACAGGAGGUUAUACAGCGCAAAAUAAUUGGCUACAUUGUAUCAGCCGGGCAAGGGAAUUGGAAAGUCAAACCAGAACAUUUUAAAUGCAACCUGCAAUGCCCUAUCAAACAAGUUCCUAUUUUUGCCAAGUAACUGUAAUUUCUGUAUGCAAAUAUUUGUUUAACACCCUGAUGACAACAGUGCGCAGGAACGACUUUAAACGAGCAACAAUGGAAGAAAAUUCACAUCUUAGCUCACCAUGGCGCAACUGACUCUAAAAUCCGGGAACGCAACUACAAAUUGAUCACCGGUUGGUACCGGACCUUAGACCAACUGCCCAGAAUGUCCCCAGAACAUUCAGAAUUGUGCUGGCAGUAUGGCAUCUCCAGAGAUACUGCUAUUCAUAUAUGGUGGUCCUGCCACAAGAUAGCCACAUUCUGGCAACAGAUACAUAAGUUGAUUCUGGAAAUCCUCGGCUUUGAACUACCACUACAGCCAUUGCAUAUGCUGUUUCACAAUACAAAGCAUCCUCUAUCUAAAUAUAAAAAAUUCAUAAGGGGAAGACAACAUGUACAUCACACUUAGAGUUAAUGAGGAAAAUAUAUUAUAGAUGGUAUAUCGUGCAGGUCAGACUGGCAAAAAUUUACCCGGGAACAUCCGCAAAGUGCUGGAGAUGUGGGGAGACGGAAGGCACGAUGUACCACAUAUGGUGGACGUGCGGGGUGAUUCGUCCCUACUGGGAAUUGGUAGAGAGCAUUAUCAAAGCAGUUGUAGAUACCAACAUCACACUUACCCCAGAAAUGAGCAUCCUAUUUAUGGACUUGGGCCAGUUCAGGGGAAGUGGGGCAACACUGAUCUUCCACAUAUUAAUAGCAGCCCUAACGCUCAUAGCUAGAGAAUGGAAAAACAUAACAGCACCGACAAAACUUGCCCUAACGAGACAAAGCACCACUAACUUACAAUACGAAAAGGUAGUGAGGAAAACCCACGGCAACAGCCAAAGAUUUGAGGAAGCACAACUUAGUUGGGAAGCCAUAAAUGCCCCCACGGAGAAGAUGGACAGUGAAUAGUACACAAACCACAGUAUCUACCCCCUAAGGAGACUUUGAAACACACAAGGUACAUACCCCCAUGGGUGUAAGGUGGAGAUCAAUGGACUGGGAACAGAGGGGAAACAAGAGGAUAGAGUAGGUAGUAGAUGGUCGGACAAGGGUACAGAGAGGAAUAACACAAAGAACAAUAAGAGGACAAAACUGGUAGGACGGCUGGCAAACCCCACCCCACCAGCAUUUUUACCCCCUACUUCACUGGGAUACUGAUUGGGAGACUCAGAGGGCGCAGAACUUUAGAACAUUAGAACAUUUGAGUACUAUACAAAAAUGGGAGCGCACACUAACCCAGUACAGAGUAGUUCAAGCUCACUUAGUUGGGACCGAAAGGUGUACGCUCAGAGAGAUGAGGAGCAAGAGAGGUUCCAGAAACUAAUGGUAGAGGGCAAGUGCAGAGCAGACAAUGGGUAUAAAAUGUCACUGCGCGAUACUGUACUAAGUAACAACGGAUAAUAUUUAUGACGGUAAUAUGUGAUGUCCCACCCUAACCCCCUUCUCCUUUAUGUAUCCCAAGAUUUAUUUGAAAAUAAAAAUUGUCAAACUGGAAAAAAUAUAUAUAUAUAUAAAAAAUUCCUGACCAGCCACCCUCUGAAUGCUGCCAAAGCCUUGAUCCUGGCACUCUGGGGGAAACUAGAAGCCCCAACGACCCAAAACUGGAUGGGAUGGGUGGAAGCAUUAUAUAACAUGGAAUGUCUCACAGCCGCUCUUAGGGGCACCUUGGAUAGAUGCACGCAACUGUGGGAAACCAUGGAUGGAUUUUAUCUCCGGGAGAGAAGCUAGGCCCCUAACCUCUGCCUUGCAAGACACAGACUAAGGGCGAUGGAUGGUGAAUCAUACAUCGGCAUAAUGCCACCUUGUCCUGUGACCCUCACUCUCAGAGAUAGUAAACCAAUUGCAGAUACAGCAAUGGAAAACUAAGAGGCACUAGCCAUACCUGUGCAGAUGUUGGAGCCGGAGACUGCGGGGUGGCUUGCUGGACAUACAUUUGCUGUGAAUUUACACCUACCCCCCCACCACCCCCUUUUUUUUCUCUUUCUAUUUUUCCUUCCUCCUCUCUCUCCUCAACCCCCCCCUCCCCCACUAACCUUACUCAAUCUAAUCUCAAUCACUAAUGAGGGAAAGGAGGGUACCCUGUUUAGGAUUACCUCUGUGCGUAAAUGACAGACAUACGUCAUCUUGAGAUUGCAAUUUGCACAAUGCUGCACUAUUAUUAAAUAUUUGCAGAAAUCUACAUUACUGUACAUUACCUUGAAUAAUUCCAAUGUUUGUCUGCUAACGGUCAUUUCAAUGUUCUUUACAUGCCUUGCUGAUAUGGUUGCAAAGUCUUAAAUAAAUAAAAAGAAAAUAAAUAAAUAAAUAAUAAAACCCUGAUGACAUUUUUGGGAAGUUGCGUUCUCCUAUAUGCCAGCGGGUUCCUAAAUAUCCACAAGCAAGGUUUUUAACCAUUUUCUUUGUCUAAUUUUAUCAUAUCAACUUAGGAAAAAUGGUGUUUCACCUUUAAGGCUACUACAUUGAAAGAUAGAGGAUACUGUAUAUUAUAUUACACUUUAUAUCCCCCACUGUUUCUGUGAAGGAUAACAAAUGAAUGAAUGAAGAUUUUAAUUUUUUUGCUUUUCUUAAAUUUUCAUUAAACCAGGAAUGAUAAACAAUUAACAAGGCAACUGCAAAGUUUUGUUGCAAAUACAAUUUGGAAUAAUGAGUUUUCUUAAUUUUAGCAUAAUGAAGAACUCCAGGUAGAAUUCGACAUGGUGGAUAUGUAAGUAACAAGUAUCUAUGCAUGUUAUCUUGGAUUCUCAUCUUAGUCUGGAGCUGGCACUGAUUUUAUGUGUGUCAUCGUUUAACAAAUUAAUAAAUACCAUCAAACUAAUCUUUUCAUACAUCUGCUUCAUGUUGUAAUGAAGGAAAAAAAUACGGAAAAGCACAUAGCCUCAAUCUAAUAUUUUUGGAUAUGUUUUUAACAAAUGAUCGCACUCUUUUAUAAAAACUCUAAAAAUAAUUUCUCUACAAAAAUCCUUAAAGGACUUUAAUGGAGGCUUAUUUAGAUAAAUAAUUUUGAAAGUUUUUCCAACAGAUUUUGAACGUUUGAAAAUAUCCAAAAAUAUUAAAUGGAGGCCUCAGUGUUUUAAAUAAACGAAUACAUAAACAUCUGUAACUUUCAGUAGUUUGAUACGAAUACAGGUUGACUCCAUGGAGGGCAAGGUAUAAUAAGCGUUGUGAUGAGAGUUUUUACAGUCGUUUGUCCUAUUUUUGCUUUUUUAUAUAAAUAUACCUUACUGCCGAAAUCAGGGCGGUUGAAAAGCCUGAAAUGUCAUUUUUAUUGUUUUUUAUUUUUUAUUCACAAGUUUGUCACUGUAUGAAAAAAACAAAAAAAAUUCAGAAGUGUGCAAUUUCUGUAGGACAUUGUUUCCAUGUUUUAUGAGACAAGCAAGCAGUUUUCACAUUUUUCCUUUUUGUUACAAUGUAUAUAAAUCCUUCAAUUAAUGAAUACGAUUUUUUUUUCUGGUCGUAUUCAUCAUUAGUCUCAUCCUGUAAAUGAAAUCAGUGUUAAAGAAGAAUAAAAAUUGUCAGAAGGAUGGACGAUUUGUAACCGUUUCAAGAAAAUGGCUCGUGCUCGCAAAACUAGUGAAAACGAAAAGCGGACCCCAACACUUUUCACAAAAUUUUCAUCUCUUAAUCAUUUUCUUAAACGUUAAAAAUUAUAAAUACAUUUUUAUUAAAUUAAAAAAAAAAAGUACAGAUCCCUAUGUGUAAGGACAAAGCUGCAUCCUUAAAAAAUACUUUCCUAAUUUCUCUCUUUAUUAUUAUGAUCGACAUUUAUAUAGCGCCAACAGAUUCCGUAGCGCUUCACAGUAUUAUGAGAUGGGGGAUUUAACUAUAAAUAGGACAAUUACAAAAAAACUUACAGGAACGAUAGGUUAAAGAGGACCCUGCUCAAUCGAGCUAACAUUCUUUAGGAGGUGGGGUGUAAAACACAUUAGCUCAGAUAUAAUAAAGGAACAGGUCACUAUUUAAAAUGUAUUGAUAAUGUAAUGUAACCCAACUAUCAUUAGUCGAAUGCAAUAACCGGUGAAUAAAAAAAAACAAAGCCCUAACUACUGGACAACACCCAAACCUCAUGAGAAUGUCUGUAGGUGGUUUUCGAAAACCUCAAUGUAGUUUGCCAAAUUACAAAGGAAAAUAAAUAUGUAUUUUCACCAAUACAACGUGAAACAGUGAUGUGGGAAAACUGUAUAAAAAUAUGUGAGAAUAUCCUAGACCUGUGCUGUUGAUGUUAUAUGUCUGCUGCAAUGUAAUACCAUCUAAUUUACUAAUUAAUGUUGUGUUGUUUUAGCCCAGAACCAAAGAAAAUGGUCACAACUAACGGCGUUUUAGUGGUAAGCUACUUGUAAACGCUGUGUGUUGCCUUCCUUAGAAUACACUGUUGCGCUGUAACAAUAGUCUAAGACACAAAUUAAUAAAAUAUUGCAGUUUCUUCAAAUAUCUCUUUUUAUUGAACAGUAAUUUGUAGUGACAAGCCUUUGGGAGUUCCUCCCUUUAUCAAAUCUAAUGCUUUAAACCACCCGGAAGCUCGUCACUAAAAAUUUCUGUUAGUUCAGCAAAAGAGGUAUUAAAAGAAACUGCAACAGAAACUGCUACGGCAAAUCAAAUAUCAUGACUACAAUAGUUCGUUAUAGGUAUAAGACGCCAUGUUCACUCAGUUUUGUUGUAAAGAUCAUUGUCCUGGUGGUGUAUCGCUGCUCAAUUUUCUGUCAUUUAGGAGUUAAAUCACUUUUGUUUCAAUUUAUGCAGCCCUAGCCACCCUCCAGCUGUGACUGACACAACAUGCAUGAAAUCAUGGUUUCAUUUUCCACAAUAUGUUAACUUACCUUAGAAGUUUUUAUCUCCUGCUCUGUAAAUUAAACUUUAAUCACACACAGGAAGCUAUUAACAGUGCAAGAGAUAAGAAAGUCCAAAUAAAACAAAAUUUACAAUAAAGCAAGUGUAAACAUUAAAUCUCACUUUACAGGAAGUGUUUAGGAAGUCUGUGUGAGUCACAUGCAGGGAGGUGUGACUUGGGCUGCAUAAACAAAGUGAUUUAACUCUUUAAUGGCAGGGAAUUUAAAGUAUCCUGCCAAUUCUUCACCUAAAAAUCCUGUUUUUUUAUCUCCUUAUAUUCCAUUACUCGUUAGUUAAAAUGGCAGAGUCAACAAACGUGAGGUCAUACACAUCAUGUGCUACCAUAGGAUGAGCAGGUGACAUCAUAUAUUAUCCAAGCAUUCUUUAUAAUGUAUCCAAACAUUCUUUAUUUGAGGAGCUUGUAAAUCAUUAGAUAGUUAGGUAGCUGUGUGUAAAUAAAACAUUGUAAUUUUAUAGCACUAUAAAUGGCUUAUUUCAUGAGUCAACCCAUUCUACUGGGUUAUUAAUGUAUUACAAUUUCUCAACACAAGGAGUCCAAACAAACUAGCAAUUUGUGCCACACCAGAUCCUGCUGACACACAGACAGAGUUAACAAUCAUCAAACCGAUUAUACGUGGUGAGAAAACAUUGCUAAUUCUUAGUAAAUAGCAGCCAAGAUCGUUGUCACUCUGCAGAGUAGGUGUAUUAAACUGAGAUCAGCACAGGGGAGAUUGAUAUCUUAUCUAACCUCACAAAAGUUGGAGGAGACCCCAUGCUCAUGUCAGUGAACAUUCAUGCCGUACGUUGCAUGCAGUUAUUUUGAUAUAGCCAUUAAAAUCAUUAGUUAGUUUCCAGUAAGGAAUGUGUGACCUGGAUAAAUAUCUUUAUUGACCAUUUUAGCUACUCUGCAUGCAUCAUAAUUACUAAAAUGAUAAAAAGCGAACCUUGUUUCUUGCAAACUGCCUGAUGCACCAAACUAUUUACUAAUACGUGCAACCAGGAAUCACAAAUGAGCUGAUCCCAUUUAUUGCACGUAAACUGAAUUGAAACCUGUUUGUAGCUUUGUUAGAUACAAUUAUAUAAACAAAUGCUUCCAUAUGUGUGAUAGGAGUAUAUUUCUAUAUUUUAGUGUCCGGAAAUGACUUCUCUGGAAAUUCAAGUGGAAAAACAAGAAACAAAUAAAUUCAAAAGUAAAUAUAUUUUACCCUCUUCCGAAUAAUCUAUCUUCGAACUUGUGAAUCUGUGAGUCCCCUCUCUUCCUCUAAGGUCACUCCAAAAUUACUAAAUCUUGAGACAAAAUAAUCCAAGCUUUAACUCAGAUAUUCUGAAUUUCAGCUUUUACGUUAUCACUAAUCCUUUUUUUCCCACGAAUCUAACAGAUCAACAUAUUUUAUUUAAUCUAUUUUUUGUUCUUAUUCCCUUUGCCUAUACCAUACAAGAAUAAAACAUAUUUGUUUUGUUUUAUUAAACGUUUUUUUUAUUGCCGUUUUUUAAAUUUUAUUUUUCAUUCUAUAAUAAUAAUUAUGAUUGUGUGAUCUUAGAAAAAAACGAGCUGGCUUUGGCGGUCACAGGCUCAUAUGAAGAAACUCACAAGAUAAUAAUUACUCCACAUGACACAAAUGGAUCCGAUUCGAAAGAGACAUUUGCUUUCCAUUACCCAAGAGACUGGGGGACAGAACUCACUGCAAGUCUGAAUAGAGUGUACCCACCUUUGGAUGUCACAUUUGUAAGUUGUUAUCGUGGCUACAAGUUGAAACGUUCAAAAAUGCCCAAGUUUUUCUGCAAUCAGGUUUACCACUAGAUGAAACGAGAGCUAAAUUCAGUUUCCAUUUUCACUCCUCGCUAAUACAUAUUUGUUAAAUGUGGGGGACAAGGAAACCUAUUCUUAAAAAUUCUGAGAAGUGACAAUUUCCAUUUAAUGAUACUGUUUCAAAUUAGAAUAUCCUACUCAUUUAGAAGCAUGAAGCUACAUUAGCCAGCCGUCUUGUGCGAGUGUCACUAGCGAGGUACUUUUUCUGAGGCCUUGGAGUAAAAUGUGUUGUCUGUCCAAGACUAUGAGCAGGAAAUUACUUAAAAAUAAACACAGUAUCUACAUGACUACCUUUCCUUCUAAUGUGAUCUCCAGUCCAUCUGUGAUGACAAAUUUUUAUUUUAUUUAAAUAUCAAGUGAGAAGUGACCCACGGAUGAAAACAGGAGGAUCAGUAAAAAUAAAUAAAUCUACUGUAUAUUUAUAUAUUAUAUAUAACUCUCUCUAUAUAUUUAAAUAUUGAGAUCAAACAUACUUGAUGAUGGAACUACAGCUUGGGGUUUUUAUAUUUGUGAUAUAGUUUGAAGCAGAUAGUUAUAGAGAGAAAAAUAAAUAAGAAAUUAAAAUUAGUAAUGAUUUCAUACAUGUAUCUUUCAUUAUAUAUUUUUUUGCGACCUAGACUAACGAUGCAGAAAAUGAUUUCAACCUGACCACAGUACCUCUUACGUUACUUUCUCCGGACAGCGAAACUAAGGUCCAGUUGACAGGAACAGAGGCAAGUAAACAAUGCUAUUUAUCAUUUAAAAAACAAAGCGAAACGUAUGGGUAAUAAGGAAGUAUCUCAGCUUUUGUUACGAUUAUUGAAUAUUUAGGCGCAUAUAUCACCUUUAACAAUAACGUACUGAUUUACAUCUUAAGUUUAUGUGUUGGUUUAUUUAUUUCAAACAAGUCUUUUUUUGUAACACUCAAAUCAGAUAUUAUUGGCUUCUAAAAUUAAACUAGUAUUUUCAUCUUGGGGUAAUAACCAAAACUGAGAAACUCUGGUGAAACUGUAACGCAGAGUUAAAAAGCAGAUGUUACGCAGUUGGGGAAUACACACUGUUUAAUACUGCUACAUAGUUUUGCUGUUUUAUUUGCAUCUAUACCAAAAGGAAACCUUGAGAAUGAGAAUUUCCCUUAGCUAGUGGAUCACACCCUCAUCUACUGAUUAAGAAAAGGGAUAUAUAAUAGAAACAUAGAAACAUAGAAUGUGACGGCAGAUAAGAACCAUUCGGCCCAUCUAGUCUGCCCAAUUUUCUAAAUACUUUCAUUAGUCCCUAGCCUUAUCUUAUAGUUAGGAUAGCCUUAUGCCUAUCCCACGCAUGCUUAAACUCCUUUACUGUGUUAACCUCUACCACUUCAGCUGGAAGGCUAUUCCAUGCAUCCACUACCCUCUCAGUAAAGUAAUACUUCCUGAUAUUAUUUUGAAACCUUUGUCCCUCUAAUUUAAGACUAUGUCCUCUUGUUGUGGUAGUUUUUCUUCUUUUAAAUAUAGUCUCCUCCUUUACUGUGUUGAUUCCCUUUAUAUAUUUAAAUGUUUCUAUCAUAUCCCCCCUGUCUCGUCUUUCCUCCAAGCUAUACAUGUUAAGAUCCUUUAACCUUUCCUGGUAAGUUUUAUCCCGCAAUCCAUGAACCAGUUUAGUAGCCCUUCUCUGAACCCUCUCUAAGGUAUCAAUAUCCUUCUGAAGAUACGGUCUCCAGUACUGUGUACAAUACUCCAAGUGAGGUCUCACCAGUGUUCUGUACAAUGGCAUGAGCACUUCCCUCUUUCUACUGCUAAUACCUCUCCCUAUACAACCAAGCAUUCUGCUAGCAUUUCCUGCUGCUCUAUUACAUUGUCUGCCUACCUUUAAGUUAUCAGAAAUAAUCACCCCUAAAUCCCUUUCCUCAUAUGUUGAGGUUAGAACUCUUUCAAAUAUUCUGUACUCUGCCCUUGGGUUUUUACGUCCAAGAUGCAUUAUCUUGCACUUAUCCACAUUAAAUGUCAGUUGCCACAAUUCUGACCAUUUUUCUAGUUUACCUAAAUCAUUUGUCAUUUGGCUUAUCCCUCCUGGAACAUCAACCCUGUUACAUAUCUUAGUAUCAUCAGCAAAAAGACAUACCUUACCAUCAAGACCUUCUGCAAUAUCACUAAUAAAAAUAUUAAAGAGAAUGGGUCCAAGUACAGAUCCCUGAGGUACCCCACUGGUGACAAGUCCAAGCUUCGAAUAUAUUCCAUUAACUACAACCCUCUGUUGCCUGUCACUCAGCCACUGCCUUACCCAUUCAACAAUAUUGGAAUCCAAACUUAAAGAUUGCAGUUUAUUGAUAAGCCUUCUAUGUGCAACAGUGUCAAAAGCCUUACUGAAAUCUAGGUAAGCAAUGUCUACUGCACCACCCUGAUCUAUAAUUUUAGUUACCCAAUCAAAAAAAUCAAUAAGAUUAGUUUGGCAUGAUCUCCCUGAAGUAAACCCAUGUUGUCUCUGAUCUUGAAAUCCAUGUGUUUUUAGAUGUUCAUCAAUCCUAUCCUUUAACAUGGUUUCCAUCACUUUCCCCACUACUGAAGUAAGGCUUACUGGCCUAUAGUUGCCCGACUCCUCCCUAUUACCUUUCUUGUAAAUGGGCACAACAUUCGCUAACUUCCAAUCUUCUGGGACUACUCCUGUUAACAAUGAUUGGUUAAAUAAAUCUGUUAAUGGUUUUGCUAGUACACCACUAAGCUCUUUUAAUAGCUUUGGGUGUAUUCCAUCAGGUCCCAUUGACUUAUUUGUCUUUACUUUUGACAGUUGAAAUAGAACCUCUUCCUCUGUAAACUCACGUGUAAUAAAUGACUCAUUUAUCCUUUUUCUCAACUGAGGUCCCUUUCCUUCAUUUUCUUCUGUAAAUACAGAACAAAAAUAUUCAUUGAGGCAGUCAGCCUGACCUUUAUCCUCUUCUACAUACCUUCCUUCUUUUGUUUUUAAUCUAACUAAUCCUUGUUUUACUUUUCUUUUCUCAUUUAUGUAUCUAAAAAAUGUUUUAUCCCCCUUUUUUACUGACUGUGCUAUUUUCUCUUCUGUGUGUGAUUUGGAAGCUCUUAUAACUUGCUUAGCCUCUUUCUGCCUAAUCUUAUAGAUCAUUUUGUCUUCCUCACUCUGGUUUUUUUUAUAAUUCCUAAAUGCUAACUUUUUGUUUUUAACUAUUUUGGCCACAUCUGCGGAGUACCACAGAUCACUGGAUCCUAAACUUUCACCUACAGUAACAUCUGAUACCAAAUCUCCAUUUGUUAACACUAAAUCUAGUAUGGCCUCUUUACGAGUUGGCUCCUCAACAACUUGUUUUAGAGACAAUCCCAGUAGGGAGUUUAGAAUAUGUGUGCUCCUGGCACAAGUAGCUAAUUUUGUUUUCCAAUUUACAUCAGGAAAGUUGUUCCACAUGUUAAAUGUACCCUGGUUUUGUUUGUGAUUGGUUUUAUCAUCCCUGUUUACAGUCCCACAGAUACUGGAUAGAUAUUUAUCCCAAUUUGUCUUGUCCUUAAUCAGCGUAUACUGGUUAAUUAGCUCAUUUCAGUCCCAGUACUAUCCAUGAAUGAACUAUUUUAUACACCCCCCAGCAUGUACAUCUGCAUUUUCUUAUCUCUGUUAAGAAUAUUAGGAUCAUUUGUUAUCCACUUUUCUCAAUCAGUGGAGAAGGGUGGGAUUCUAGUCCAGGAUACGCCCAGUGAUAUCCGUCUCGCUGUUGGUGCCUAAGCCUUUUACCUUGGUACUUUUUGAUUUAUUUCCAUCUGUACCUCUAACAACAAUAAUAUACAUUUGUGAAUGUUAUUUUAAUUAUAUUUCAGGUUCUUUCUAAGUCAUUUUCUUUAUAGCACCUCUAUAUAUAUUGUUUGUGUAUAUUGUGAUAAAGUGAAGGCAGAUAGGCCUAUAACAUUUAACCCUAGGGGGAGUAUGUGUAGUAUGCGUUGUAGGCAACACAAUCCACCGUUUAGUUAUGGGCCCCUGGGGUGGAGCAUUUGGAGAGCAGGGUGGGCCAAUGCUCCACUCCUCAGUUUAUACACAACUGGGGGAAAUAAUGUCCAGGCCAGAGUUUUUUGGAGCUGUCUCCAACCCACUGCUCAGCUGCAGAUAAUCAGCUGUAGCAGUGGGAAUAAACCCCUCCCUGCUAGCCAGGUGAAGAGGGAUUGCUGGCUUCCUCCCUGGAAGCAGGUAGGAGUGAGGCUGUUCUCUCCAGUAAGAGAGUCAAGGAGACUGAGCACUGGGAGUGCAAAAGGAAAGCAGUCAAGGCUGGCUUGGAGCACUGUGAGUGCAAAAGGGAAGCAGUCAAGGCUGGCUUGGAGCACUAGGAGUGUAGAAAGGGAAGCAGCAGGCUGUCAGAAACACUGGAGUGCUGAGAGCUGGAAAAGACGCUAGGUUGGUGAAACCAUUUCUUGUUUUUGUUAUAGAUUAAACCCUUGAGAGAGAGGGAACUUGAUGUCAGUUAGUGCUCAGACCGAGCUAGGUUUUUGUUUAUAGGGUUUUGUUACAUUUUUGUUUUUCAAAAAGACUAUGCAUGUUUGGGCCCAAGAGGACCGUGCUACCUGCAGGCAAAGAUCAUAAUAUAUGUACUGUAUAUAUGUGUAUGUAUAUAUAUCUAUAUGUAUAUGUGUAUAUAUACAUGAAAAAGAGUUUUGAAUCUUUCACAAAUUGAUUGUUUUCACCGAAUGUCAUUUCUAAUACGGACUCCCUUCUAGAAACCUCAUGCAUUAUGGGACGUGGGUGCCUCACUUAUUAAAUGUGUCCCACAAAUACAGGCAAGUUAAUCAUCCGAGAUCGUGACCUCUCAAUUUCAUUCCAAAUGUGAUUGCUUGUCAUUUUUUUUCCCCAGCAGGUUUUCAUUAUAUAAAUAAAAUGUAAUAAGCCAAGAGGCCGAUGGUAAAGCCAACGAUGACCAACUACCCAAUUAGACAUAAAUCAUUUAAUUAGGUUUAAAGGCUUCUGCCGCAAACAAACAAAAUAUGCAUUUUAGAGUAGAUAUGGGGUUUAUUUACUAACAUAAAAUUGUCCACAGUACUUAGUUUUGGUCUGGUUCCAUUCCGUGUAUUCGUUAGCAUCUGAAUUAAGAAAAAUAAACUGGGCGGAAUUGUAAGGCAGCCACAUUUACUCAAAUGGGAGCCCGAUAGUUGCAGAGCAAUUCUAGAUCUAAUUACGCAGAUAUUUCUGUAGCGUGAUAUGAUAGCCAGAAACAAAAUAUACUGACAUAUUGUAUUACAUUAUAAUUAAAAUAAAUCUAUUUUCCAAGGCUCCAGGAGGACUAGGGGAGAACUGGAGAAUUCUAUCUUUUGCUCAUUAAUACUUUGCUAUGAAGACAGGAAAAUUAUGGAGAGUCUUCCUCCAUCCCAUAUCAUGGAUUUAAUAAAUUCCUAUAUUGUGUAAAUGACCAUAAAUGCUCUUUGCCCAUUCAAACAUCCUCUGGGCUGAUUACUGUUUCAUUAUUUGGUUGAUAGUAUUAAAUCCAUGAAGCUAAGUAAGCUAUAAUAUUACUCUUUAUAUUUGGAAUGACAGUUUGCUAUGUCACAGAUUAGAGAAAUUAGAUUAGCAAAUUUGUUUCUCUAUAUUUCUCGGUUGUACUUGGUGUAGAUUUUGUUAGAGCUAUGAUGCACCACAGCCAAAUUUGCGAAAUCACUGGAAAUAGAAUAAUUGUCAGGGGAUUAACAUGAAGUGAAUGCCGAAACAUGAGCAUGUUUUCUAAAUUAGCCACGGAAGCCACAACCAAACGUGUCUGUUGACAAUUCAAUGUUUAGGGAAUAUAUCCCAUGGAUUAAACAUGUGUCUCUAAUUAUGUGACAGCAUUGGUAUGAUGAGUUAAAUAUAUCUCAUUAAUGUUAGUUCUGAGAGACCAUAUUGUUUUAUUAAAUGGAAUAAUGACAUAAAUAUUUAAAUUCAAUCAUUCUUGUUGCAGGCCAUGCCUCUGGAAAUACAACUGAAGUUGAAAGAAUGGUAAGUUAGUAUUCGAUCAGGAUUUCAGUUGGGAUGUCCCGUGCAACCCUUCUUCUGAAGCUCUGAAGAGGGUGUCCCCAUCCUGGUCACAUGUGAUCACAGCCAACCAGUUUUAGAUUGAAAGCUCUGGUUUUAACUAAUUACAAGUGCUAUUUUUACUAGAUAGUGUCUGCUGAUGCUGUUGCAUCCACAUAAAAAGUUUCCCUGGUUGUUAUUAUUUACGUAUCAGGGUUCGGUUAUAUCUGUGCUUCUAAACAUGUCAUAGACACAGCCAAGCACUCGGUAAUCGUGUUAAAAGAAAUGAAUUGCCAAAAGGUCUCUUCAGUCUCUGGCUUUCUGGAUCUUAGAGAUUACCAUGUAUCACUAGAUAGCCACGUUGAUACUGUGGGUUCUAUCCCUUUUUGUACGUGUUUCUGGAGAUGUCACAGCACAAUGCCUUCAGCAGUGAUGGAGUGUCGUAUGAGUUUCAUUAAUAUAGAAAGUUGUAUUUGAGUUUUCUAAACAAGAGAUCUAAGUCAUUAGAGGUGCUUAAUCUCACUCUAUAGCAAAAUGCUAGAAACUGCUCCCAUGCACCCCAUCUGUGCCUCCCAAAAUAAUUCUAUUUUGAGAAACCCACCUUCCAGCACAUGAAUGUCAGAAUUUGGGCUGGUUUAAUAGUGUCAAGCAGGCCAAUGCCAUUGGAUGGGUUUGUAAGCCAAUCAAUCACCUUGUACUGGAGACUCCUAGAGCCUACAGAAUCAUAUUAAAGAGUAACUCCAAGCAUCAUCACCAUCAUAGCCUGUAAUGGUUAUGAUGCCAGGCGUACCUUAGCUUGGUUACCCAGUAAUGGGGCAAACCGUUUAGUAACCAGGCUACUGGUUUCUUCUCAGCGUUAGCCGUUCCAGUCACCAUUCAUUGGCUGAGAAUGUCAGCUGACUGCUCUUGGCUAAUAAAUGCACUACUGUGCAUGAAAAAUUGCAGAAAAUGAACAUUACCCAACAGACAAAUGAUGCUGUAGCUGUUACACCUCUGGCAGCAGAAGGGGUUAACUCUGUAUGUGCAGUGUUUCAUAGCAAAAAAAGAUUCUGCUUUAAAUCACUGAAGUGGUUACGGUUCAUUGAGUAACCCUUUAAAUCCCUUUCCACUUAAAGAGCUAUUAAUUACUGCGUCGUCCAGCCAAAAGACAUCAGUUAAAUUAGCAAAAUUCUUUAACCCCAUUUAUUAAUUUUUUUAAAUAAAUCGUGUAUUUCAAUGGCAUGAAAAGACACUUGAAAAUCAUACAUCCAAGAUAUUAAAAAUCAGUUUGAAUAAAAGUUUGUAAAAUGUAACUGUAUGUCUUUACAGUCCCGAGAAACUUGAUGUGCGGCUGGGCUUCGAUCUGUGUGAUCAGGAGAAAGAGUUUUUGAGCAAGAGACAAAAGGUUGUGGCUGCAGGACUAAAAAAUGUUCUCCAACUAAAAGAAGAUUUGGUGGGAGAAGAGGUUAGUGAGCAGUAAAUGAUGUAUUGUCCAUAAUGAUCUAAUAUAGGGAUCCCCAGAUGUCUUCAAAUGACAGCUUCCACCAUGCCUUGUCAUUCACGCAAAGCAUCAUGUGAGUUUUAGUUCUACAACAUCUGGGGAUCUGCCUUUUGGGCACCCCCGAUCUAAAAUCUAUGUGUUUAUAUAAAUGUGUGCAAACAUAACUGCUGUACCAAUUCUGAGCAACCAUAAAUUGCAUGAAAUCCACAAGCUUUGUUUAUUAUUAUUAUUAUUAUUUAUAUAUUGCCAACAUAUAGACCAAAGAGCAUCAAUGCCAAGUCUACUGACUGGGAUUCGAACAUGGAUUUCCCAGUUUGAAUUCAGUGACAUUACCACUACUCUAACCAGCUGAUAUAAAGGGUUAUCAGGACUCUCUAAGCACCAUAGGCAGCAGUAGUGGUUAUAUUUAUAUAAAUCCUAGAAUGUGAAGAUAAUUGGUUGUAAGAAUAUAGCAUUCUAUCAGUAACAAUACUGCGACGCACAUUUACCUCCUCUAACGCUUCUCAUACACAACCUAGAGAUUCGGAACCUGUAUAGGAAAAGCUGAACAAAGUAUAAGAUAUUUCUAUGUGUCCUCUGAUCACAAAUCACUUCUACAGACACUAUAAAACACUCUGCCAUCCUAUUCUCUACCUAUUAUCAAUAUAGACUCCUCUGUGUUGUUUUGUCCGCAGGUUCCUGUCGUAGCUGUCAUGGCCACUGGAGGUGGUGCGCGAGCUAUGUCUUCUCUGUACAGCCAUCUGUGCGGCCUUCAGAAGAUGGGGCUUUUAGAUUGUAUCACCUACAUUGCAGGGGCCUCUGGCUCUACAUGGUAAGGGGAGAAUAUACUGAAAUGGUUAAUUUAUCAGUUAGCAACCUCUUCCAGAGUCAUUCACAAACCUCUUAACCAAUGAGUGUCUGUAUGUAUGUCUGUGUGUGUCUCUGCAUGUGUGUGUGUGUGCAUGUCUGUGUGUGCGUGUCUGUGUCUGUGUGUGUGUGCGUGUGUGUGUGUGUCUGUGUGCGUGUGUCUGUGUGUGCGUGCUUUGUUUGGUGUGUUUGUGUUUUCUUUAUUACUCUGCUAGCCAAGUGAACUUUUAGAUUGUCUUUCCCCAAUACUGGACUCCAAGAUUAUGUCACUUCUGCUUCUCUCGUGUGCAGGAACCGGAGAUGAACUUGUUUUUUUUUUUUUAUAAUUCUUUAUUUUUUAUUUUGUCAAUGACAGAUAUAAUUAGGUAGUGCAAUUUAGUGGCUUGCGCAGAAGCCGCGAUAUCGUUCAGGCAGUGUAUAGGUUAUUACACGUACAUCUUUUGAGAUUUACACCUGUCUGUCAUCGUUUUUCAACAAAUACGGUAAGAACAACAUUCAGAUAACUUACAACUUAUAACAUAAGAGGUUAUUCUUAACAGGGCCUUUGGGUUGCCGUCGCGGUGCAGCGGCUUUGGCGUGUUGAGCAUCUAGGUCGGGUUACCGGAAAGUCCGACCUUGUAUUGGGGAUGGGGUGAAUUAACCUAAAAAGAGGGGGGGGGGAUGGAGAGGGAGGGGGGGGAAGUGGUCUUGGACGUUUCUAGUGGUUUGCUAGUCAUCUGUGUGGUUAUCCCAUGGUUCCCAUACCUUUGUGAAAGCUUUCAUAGUGCCUCGUAUUUGAGCCGUCAGUUUGUCCAUGAGGUGACACUCUUUGAUCUUGUUGAGUACUGCGGUCAUUGAGGGAGGGUUUGGUUGUAACCAUGUUUGGGCUAGGGCUUUUCUAGCUGCUAAUGUUAUCUUGUUAAGCAAUUGUUGUUCAGGUCUGGGUAGGUCGUCUAGGGGUCUAGCCAGCAGGAAUGUCCAUGGGUUUGUGUCUAUCGGUCUAUGUAAGAUUUGCGCUAUUAGCUUCUGGAUGUUUUCCCAGAACAGUUUAAUUAUGGGGCAGUACCACCACAUAUGUGCGUACGUCCCUUUUUCUCCGCAGUUACGCCAGCAGAGGUCCGUGGGUGUUUUUUUCAUGUGGUUUUUUCAGUUGGACCGGUGUGACGUACCAGCGUAGCAUCGUUUUAUAUGCCUGUUCCUGCAUCGUGACGCAAAUGGAGGUUCUGGAAUUGGCUUCCCAUAUUUCCUGCCAGUCAAUUCCCUCUAGUGUUUCCCCUAAGUCAGCUUCCCAUUUGUCUAUGUAUUGCAGGUCCCCCCAGUCCCGAGUGGUGGAACAGAGGUGGGAGUAGAGCUGGGUGAUCAUGCCCCUAUGGUAUUGUUCCGCUAUGCAGAUGCGUUCAAAGAAUGUCGGAGUGGUUUUGGCGGCGGUUUUUACCGUCGUUUGGGCCGCGUAGUGUUUUAGUUGCAAAUACCGAAAAAAGUCGGCUGGUUUCAGAGUUGCUCUAGAUUGUAAGUCUGGAAAGGAGACUAUUGUGUCGCCCAUGUAUAGGUGGCACGCUCUCUGGAGACCUGCGUGCUCCAGCCCUUUGAAGUCCCAUGGUCGCAUACCUGGCGUGAAAGCCCUGUUUCGGUAUAGGGGGGUGAGGGGGGAGGUCUUAGUGGUUAGGUCGUAUUUGAGGGCAUAAGUAUCCCAUAAUUGGAUUGAGUUGGUGAUGGCUGGGCACGCCGUUCUCGGUAGUGCUCUAUGCUCUUUUGGUGUCCAGAUGUAGAAUUGUGGGAGGUCUGAUCCCAUUAAUGCUGAUUCUAGGUCUACCCACCUUCUAGUUUCUGGGGGGGUGUGCCAUAGGGCUAUUUGUGCCAUCUGUGCGGCUAUGUAGUAGAAAUGUAGGUGGGGUAGGCCCAGGCCUCCUUUCGUUCUGGGGCGGUAAAGUAUGUUGCGGGCUACUCUGUGCCUUUUAUCCUGCCAAAUAAAUCUAUCUAUCGCCCGUUGCAGGGGGAUGAGAUUGUGUUUUGUGAUAGGGAUGGGUAUGGCCUGAAAGAGGAACAGAAUUCGGGGUAGAAUGUUCAUCUUGAUGGAGUGUAUUCUCCCUAUCCAGGAUAUGGGUUUAUCCGCCCAGGUCUCCAGGUCCGAAAUGAGAUUGUCUAUCAUGGGUGUGUAGUUCAGCCUGUGGAGCUCGUUGGUGUCUGCCGGUAACUUGAUACCCAGGUAUGUGAGGGAGGUUGGAGUGACUCGUAUGUGAUAAUCUGAGGUUAUUUUAUUCGUGUCCGUCUGUGUGAGAUGUAUUGGGAGUGCGCUGGAUUUACCUACGUUAACUUUGUAUCCUGAGAUCUCACCGUAUUUGGUCAGGAGUGGGAGCAAUGCCUGUAGUGUGGGGAUGGGUUCCGUUAAAGUCAGCAAGACGUCAUCAGCAUAUCCUGAGACUAGAAAUUCUUGGUCAGCUAUUGUGACCCCUUUGAUUUGUGGGUGUUCCCUUAUGGCUUGGAGGAGUGGUUCCAGUGUCAGCACGAAGAGUAGGGGGGAUAGGGGGCACCCCUGACGGGUACCGUUGGAUAUAUUAAAUGGUGGGCUAUUUGUCCCAGUUAUCUUUAUUUGUGCCGAAACGGAAGUGUAUAGUGCGCGUAUCGCUGUUAUGUAUGGGGGGGGUAUGUUUAGAUGUUCUAGGAGGGUGAACAUGUAGGGCCAUUUCACGCGGUCAAAUGCUUUCUCAGCAUCCAGGGAAAGUGCUAGGGAUGGCGUUUUUUUGUUGGCUAGCAGCCAUAUUAUGUCUAUGUUACGUCUCGUAUUUUCGAAUAGUUGUCGUCCGGGUAUGAAUCCUACUUGGUCGGCGUGAACUAGAUUUGUCAGGUAUGGGUUUAGUCUACCUGCUAAGAUUUUGGCGAAGAUUUUGCUGUCGUGGUUUAUGAGUGAGAUGGGUCGAUAUGCUUCUGGUUGGGUGUGGUCUUUACCUGGCUUUGGUAGCAGGAUAAUGUUUGCCCGUGUCAUGUCUCUGUCUGGUGGGGUUCCCGUCAUAAGUUCUUGGAAUAAGGAUUCUAAGUGUGGGAUGAGUGUUUCCCUAAAGGUUUUGUAAUAGCUGCCUUCGAAACCGUCUGGGCCGGGGGCUUUAUUGCUUUUAAGAGAGGAGAUAGCUAUGUUUAUUUCAUCUUUAGAGAUUGGUGCUGCUAAUUCCGUUGCGGCUGCAGUGUGUAGUUUUGGUAAGUUUAGUUGGUUGAGGAAGUCGGUUGUUUUCUGUUUCGUCGCUGUGAUUGACAUGACAUCUUGGGGGGAAUGGUUGUAUAGUGUGUUAUAAAAGGUUGUGAAAGCUUGUGCUAUUUCUGUUGGGGAUGUUUUCAGUGUGCCGUCUGGGGCCCUUAUCUUGGUGAUGUGUGGGUGUUGGGUUCUAGGUCGUAGUGUGCGGGCUAAUAGUGUGUCCAUUUUGUUGGAUUUGUCAUAGUAUGUUCUUUUCGUCCAAGUGAGAGCUCGUGCCGUGUCAUCUAUAUUGUCUGAGAUCGUAGCGGGCGGUUUGGAGGCGUUGUAACGUAUGGGGGGUUGGGUCGGUUUUGUGGCAUUGCUCCGCUGUGCGGAGGGUUUCUAACUGUUGGGUAAGUUUCUGCGUUUUUUGUUUCUUUUUGUAGGUUGCUAUUUUAAUAAGGGAGCCACGAAUCACUGCUUUAUGGGCCGCCCAUACUUUGGUCAUGGGGAGUUCUGGUGUUAGGUUUUCUGUGAAGUAUGUGGUUAGCUGUUUCUGUAUGUCCUCUACUACUUGAGGGUCUUUAAGGAGGGAUGUGUUUAGCCUCCAUGUCCAUGGGGCAGGGCACUGGAUGCCUUGGAGAUGGAUCGCGACGUCCGCAUGGUCUGACCAUGCGAUGGUGCCUAUCUCCGUUUUUUGUGUUUUUGUGUAGCCUGCGUGGUUAGUUAAGAACAUGUCUAUGCGUGAGUAUGUGUCAUGGGGUGGCGAGUAGUACGUGUAGUCCUGAACAGAGGGGUGUUGAGCCCUCCAUGCGUCUAUGAGGCCUGUCUUGCGGAUAAAGUGGUGUAAUAGCUUGUCUUGUGCGCCCAUGCCAUGAGACCUAACUAGUCCUGGGCGAGUGCUUCUAUCUAUUGCUGGAGCUGGGGUUGCGUUCAGGUCUCCCCCUAGGAGGAUUAUCCCGGAGGGGAGCGCAAGGACUACGUCUGACAACUGGUUCCAGAAUUGGGGUGUGGGUGUGUUGGGGGCGUAGAUGUUGAUGAAGUGGAUUGGUUGGGAAUGAAUCCUGCCUGUGACUAGCACAUAUCUACCGUCUGGGUCUAACGUCGCUUGGGCUAUGUGAAUUGGGCAUCGUUUAUGUGUAAGUAUCGCCACUCCGUUCUGUUUGCGGAAGGACCGAGCCUCUGCGGCUAGGCGGUAUGUGUUGUCUCGGAGGGAGACCUGGGUGGAUCGAGACAGGUGAGUCUCCUGUAUGAAGGCUAUGUCAGGGUUUAACCUUUUUAGCUCCUUGAACAGUGUUCUCCUCUUGCGAGGAGCAUUGAGGCCUUUUACAUUAAGCGAGGAUACCUUAAGAGCCAUAAUCUAGAGGUUUCGGUGAGCGUUUUUUGUCCUUCUGGACGGUCGGGUGGCUGUGGUGGUUCGUUGCGGCUUGCAUGGUGUGUUUGCGCAGCGGGGCAUGGGGUCGGCUCCCACCUCUGUUCCUUUGUGUCACUGGGUGGGUGUGUGGUUGGGGAUGUGAACGUUGCGCCUCUGUCAUCGUCCAAGACCUAUGAGGGCCUAGGGUAGGUGGGGAAUGUAGGGGAGGUAGGUUGGUGGGGGAGGAUGAGGGUCUAAGGAGUUUUGGAGAAGGUGUGAUACGGCGUUGCCGUAUUGGUCUGGUCUUAUUCCGUGCCAGACCGUUGGGGGGUGCACGUACCCUGGUCUUCCCUGUGACUGUGUCAGUCUGGGAGUGUUGGGUCAUGAACCUGUUUUCCGAAGUGAUCCCCUGUUACCAUAUGUCAUUUGUCUGUUGCAUCUUUAAUGUGCAGCGUACAAGUUGAUGGUCUAUUGGGUGAUUCGUCUUCCCUGCCCCUGGUUCUUAAGGUUUGUGUUGCUUUAGUGGGGCCGGGUGCUCUUGGGAGUAGCCGCUUAGCGGUGUUUUCCACGAAAUGGGGAAAUAAUGGGCAGUUGUUACCCGUUUAGGUAGCUUUUCCUGGUCUACGAUGGUUCUCCUGUUUGUAGGCAUCAUUGUGUCGGGGCAAGUUUUUUAUUACUAUAUCAUGUCUUUUUUGUUUUUGUCAUUUAUUUAUUUAUUUAUUUAUUUUUUUAUUUUUUUUGUUUUUUAUUAUUAUUAUUUUUUUUUUUUUUAAAUCCCUUUUGCUGCUUAUCGGGUGUGACCUCUGUCAUUAGGGUGUGGGGAGGGGAGGGACCGGCUGCCAGAGACGGUCACUAGUCUAUCAGGUGGGCGACCGUAUGCGGCAGGGACGAGGGGGGAAGCGGGGGGAGAGAGGCAGGGGCGGGGAGGGAGAGCACAGGACAUAUAGCAAUACAUAUCAAUGCAAGUCCGAGGCACUUCAACCCAUUUACAUCCACCAUCUUUGCUAUUAUGUCACCCACUCUAGAUGGUCCCUGUGCCCCCCAGUGCCAUAGCCCCGCACCCCGCCCCGCCCCCCCCCAACCCGACACCCACCCCCCCAUCCCCCCCACAGCCCGCAAGCCCCCGCCGUCUAUGUGUGUGCUUUCUCUACGCGUGGUGUGGUCCCUGUCGUGAAGCUUGGUCUCUGUGUAGUGUGGUUGUGUAGCGAAUUCGUGUCUAGAGCAGUUGUACUUGCGUGGUGUGUAUGCCCUGGGUGACUUAUGUGACUGUACAUGUGUGUCCCAUAAAUGCUUUGCUUUCCCCUUUAGUGUCUAAGUUGCGGUAUCUUUGAACUGGUACUUGCUGUGAUAUCAAGAAGCCAGCAAUAGUCUCUGGGCAAGUUCAUAAUGUGGGUUAUCUUCGAUGCUGUGGGCGGGGAGGAUGCCGUGAAUGCCGCGGGGGCCCUUGGUGCUCCCGAGUCCUAUGUUGGUUGUGGUCAAGGGGAAGAGUCCGUUGAGCUGUGUAUGCAGCAGGUGUAGUUUCGGAGCAGGAGUCCAUCGUAGUUGGAGGGCAUCUUCAUCGGGCGUUGUUGUUUCAGUCCGCUCAGUGGGCUGAGAGUCUUUGUAGUUCUGUUGUCCGGAGUUUUGUUUCUGAUGGGUGCUGAGGAUGGGUAGGUCGUCAUGGUGUUGCUGGCCGAGGCCCGGUGAACUCGUUCCCGGGAGGAUGGGUCUGCCUUGGGUGUGGCUGGUCGUCUGCUGGCUGUUUACUCCGCGGCGGUGUACCAAUCGCGGGGUAGGGGUUGUAGGGCCGGGAGAGCAGAGUUGGGCAGCAUGAAGUUCUCCGGAACUGUGAUGCCCAAUGCGCGGAGGAAGGGUAUGGGGUCCGUGCCUGGCGUGAGAAUAUGGGAUCUGCCCUGUUUAAAGACCAGUAAUUUAAAGGGAUGCCCCCAGGCGUACCUUAUUGCGUUGGUCUUGAGUAGCUCUGUGACUGGCUUCCAUUCCCUUCUGCGUUGGAGGGUGAUGGGGGCCAAAUCUUGGAACAGGGAGAUUUCAACGUUCUUGUACGUUAUGGGGCUUUCUCUAGCUUUCCUCAGGACCGCUUCCUUCGUCUGGAAGUGGAGAAAACGGACUAUAAUAUCCCUGGGUCUUGUGUUGUCGUCUCUCCGGGCGCGUAAGGCCCUGUGGGCCCGAUCGAUGUGCCACUGCUCCUCCGGUAUCUCUGGUGAGAGAGGUCGCAGGAGUGCGAGGAGCAUGGGGGCGAUUGGGCCUUCGUCUUGUUGUUCUGGCAGGCCGCGCACGCGGAUGUUAUUGCGGCGCGACCUAUUUGCCAGGUCUUCGAGCGCUGCCUCCGAGGCCUCCAGUCUGGCGGUGAGGGUGUUCACGUGAGCGGCCACCGUGUUGUGGGCCACUGCGGUCGUUUCCACGCGCUGCUCCAGAUCGGCCGUACGCUCCCCCAGCUUGUGAAUUUCCGACAUCACUGCCUUAGAGCUCCGGUCAAUCUCCCGGGCGAGGUAGCUUUUCACCGCCGCCAGUUCAGUUAGUGUGUGGGCAGUUUCUGAUGCGGUGGAGCCUUGGGUCUGAGGAGGGCUCGAGUUUGCUGGUGAGCUAGGAGCUCGCGGGCUGUAUCCGCCGCCAUCUUGUGUGUCCUGGCGCGGCGUGCGGGAGGCCGCGAAAAGUUCAGGUACUGUGGCGGCCGUGUCUGCGUGUUUUUUGGCCGGUUUUCUCGGCAGGCGCUUGUCCAUGGUGUAUUAGGAGUCGGGAUGGGUAGGUAUUCCGUGGUUUUUUGCUAUUGUAAGCGUUUGGAACAGGGGUUCAGCGAGGAGCUCUAGGCUUGCACGUCCAGCUCGGUUCCCGGUCAAGCCACGCCCCCCAUGAACUUGUUUUAAAGUCAUGAUACUAAAUUGAAUUAAAAAAUCCAAAUCUCUUUUAACUGUAUGCCAGUUUUAUUCAGGAAGGAUAUGUGAUGCAUUCUUUGUUUGAUAAACAUAAGACUUUACAAGUGACUUGGGGUUUUAAAUAACUUAGUUUAUUUUGGCAUUCAAAUAAUGUAAAACUAAUUAUUGUGGCCGUGUUGCAGAAAACGCACUUUAUUGAUCGCUAAACCUUUUUUAUUAGGACAAUGAGCAAACUUUACGAAGAUCCUAACUGGUCACAGAGUGAGCUUUCAGAAUCCGUAAAUAAUGCAAAGAAACAUGUCACCAAAAAGAAAAUAAGCACCUUCUCCAUGGAUCGACUGAAAUAUUAUCGCAAGGAACUUCAGAACACGUCUAAGGAGGGCCUUAAACCUUCCUUUACAGACCUUUGGGGGCUGAUGAUCGAGUCGAUGUUUAAUAAUGGGGUAAGACCGCAAUGUGUAUGAUAUAAACAAGGCACUAACAAAUCGGGUGACAAGCAGACAUCUUCAGCCUCUUAGCGCUUUGGUCGCCAGGUCAAAAAUUCAGAUCAAACACAAUCAACAUGACAGCUGGAAUCUGUGCUAUGGAUUAUAAAACUCCAAUGCAAUCACUGUGUUCAUUCUAACUUUAUUCUAAGCAUCUCUAUGUCAUCACGAACGCAGCAUUACAGACAUUCCACAGCAUAAAACGAUAUGCAACUGUGUCUGUGUAAGUAUUGUUGACCUCUAAAGGUGUGUAGACACAGGCAUGGUGACAAGAACAACGCUAAGAUUAGUAAUGGCACAUUCUAUUAAUUCCUAAAUACUGACCAAGAAAUAUUGUUGUGAAUCCCAGCAACAGCAAAGCAUGCUGGAUAUGUCAAGGGGCGACUUACAACGGUUUCUAGAACAAUGUGUUAAUUAUAUGACAGCCAGACCGCUUUGGAAAACGUUAUUAUGAAAAAAGGAAAUCGUAGUUAGAAUCAUUAAGAUUUAUUUUAGAUUUUAAUCUAUUUUUUAUUCUGCCUUUAUUUACUUUUUUUUUUUUUUUUCUCUAUAGAAAAAUGAAAGCAAGCUUUCGGACCAAAAAGCAGCCCUAGAAAGUGGACAGAACCCUCUGCCCAUUUACCUUGCCAUGAACGUUAAACGCGGACACAUUAGCACGCUGGAUUUUAAAGGUAAUCAGAAUGUUGAGUCAUUUCGUGAAAUUUAUAUAUUUCAAUAUUUCGUUCACUAUGUCUCCAUACAUUAUAUCACUGUUGAUUUUCAUGGGUAAUUUGGAGAUUAAUAAACUAUUAUCUAUUAAGUAAUGAUUAAAGAUAUAUAUAUAUAUAAAUAUGGGGAUUAUGAAUAAUUCCUUUUAACAUGUGUAUAUUUAAACUUUUUAUUCUGAGUAAUUACCAUAUAGAUUAUGUUCAUAUAAUAAUACAAGCACACAUUUUGUUUAGUUUUAAUUCUAACUGGAACUUUCAAUGUUCGUAGAAUGGUGUGAGUUCACCCCAUAUGAAGUAGGACUCCUGAAAUAUGGCGCAUUCAUUAAAACGGAGGACUUUGGCAGUGAGUUCUACAUGGGCCGUCUGAUGAAGAGGAAUCCAGAGCCCCGUAUAUGUUACCUGCAAGGUAUACUCACUCUUUGUAAACUUUUUAUCCACUUUAUAAACUUAAAAAAUGUACAAAGUCAAACUUUAUUGAUAGCGUAAAAGUAAGUACUGCUACUAAAUAGGAUGUUUUCAGCAUUCUUGUCAUGUGAGUAAGAUUUUCUGUUCGUAAGGAUGGAAAAGUCAUUGUCACAUAGAUUCAGUGACAUCAUUUCUUGUGUUGUAGUGUUUAGAUAAUCAAUAGGAUGGAUAUAUAAUGAAGUGAGUUACCUACAAUUGCAUAUUUUAAGGAUGAACGAUGUAUCUCUACAACCUGUGUGUUUAAUAAGAUUUGCAGCCCUAACACAACUCCAGGCAUUGAUAUUCACAAUACGCAAUUGGAACUGGCAACGUUAAUAAGGUCUGCUUUCUCUCCCACAAGUUCGGCUUGUUAUUACUAUUGAUGGGAAUAAGAGAGAAAAUCACAACGGAGGUAUUGCAAAAUCUUCCUCAUUUAUGGGCUUCUUUGUCACAAAAUGACUUGUCUAGCUAGUGAAGCCCAUAUUAUUAGCAGCUCGCGCCAUUAUGUAGUUUUUCCAGGAGUUAGUUGCAGAUUAAUAGUUGUGAUGGUGUUGUGUUCUACAGAAAAACACCAUCACAGAUAUUAUUAGGUUGGUGUGUUAAACGAUAGGUUGAUGAUCCAACCCAGAAGGUAUUAGGCAUUUGUCUUGUGUUCCCGGUGGCAUGUCCAUUUAUUGGAGUACAUCGGAAUGAAAUGGUGAUUAGUUUGGCCAUCCGAGAUUUCUCUUUGGUUAUAUGGCUCUCACCAAUUUUGGAUUCCAACAUAACUUUGGCUAAUGUAAAUUUUAGAGUCAAAUUAUGUCCAGUAAUGGAAUUUUGAUCUUGUUGAAAUGUUUUUGUUGUUUCUGUAGGUUUAUGGGGUAAUGUCUUCUCUCUAAACCUGGUGGACACUUGGUAUCUCACCACUCAGCUGGACACCUUCUGGGAUCACUGGCUGAAAGACAGAAUUAUGGACAUUGGUAAGAUAAAUGAUCUGCUUCAUAUAUCUAUUUUACACGUAGUACAUAGUAUGUUUUAUCAGUAUCACGUAGUACAUAGUAUGUUUUAUCAGUAAUGAGUAUAUUGUAUGUUUUUACAUUGCUAAUUAAAGCUGGGGCUGUCUUAGUAUCCUAGCCGUGUAGUCAGAAAAUAACCCACAAUUCGGACACCGUGAGGUUUGUCCAGCAAUAGCUUGCAUGACUAAUAUUAAUAUAUACAAAUUGGUUACACCUAGAAAUUAAUCAAUGUAUUUUGACAGUGUAUAAUGAGACCAUAUCUAGUUAGUCACAUUGUGCCUAUAAGCUUAGCUGGAAAAAGUAGACCUCCUUCCUUUAACCCUUUCACUACCAAGCACUUUUUGAAUGAAAGAAAUAUUAGCAUUAACAUUUAUUUGAGGCAGGGUAUGCAUAGCCAGCCUAUAAACCUAGCCUAUAUAAUAACACAGCAGCUUUGUGUAUAGAUUGCUUUAAAAAAAAAAUAACAAUUAUGUCAAUUUACACUAUUUUUAUUUUUCACUUCUUUGCUCAUCCUUUAUAACAAUAUUUGGGAAAUGAACAACUCUACACAGUAUACAGUGUCCUUUAUCUUGCAAUAUUUAUUAAUAACAGUGUCUGAAAUGUUAGUAUAAAAGCACAAAAUUCUUUUUUUCUCAUAUACAGUAGGUAUAUUAAUAUGAAUUGUAAAAAAGCUUGCUUAUAUGUAGUAAGGACCCUAAAGGUAUUACAAGCAGUAAAGCUUACUAGAAAUAGCAAAAGAAUGUAAAAAGCAUAUAAUGCUCACAUAUAGUAAAUAUGGUUAAAUCUUAUAUUUCUAAAAUAAAGGCAUUUAAAAACGCUUAUUGUACUCUUUAUCAACCUCUGUAAUAUUAAUGUAAUGCUGACAGUGAAAUGUUAGAGUCCAUUCACUAUUCCUGACUGUAAGAAUGAUAUCACCAAGUGAAACUUCGUGCACUCCUGACUGUAAGAAUGAUAUCACCAAGUGAAACUUUCUGCACUCCUGACUGUAAGAAUGAUAUCACCAAGUGAAACUUCCUGCACUGUUUGAAAGCAGGGAGCGAGCGGACAUUUUCAGCAACUUUACAUUGAUUAUAUCAGUAACUAGUGGCAGAGAUGUGUUUCCCUACAGGCUAAUCAAAACUAGAGUAUAAAUGAUUGUGAGUGGCUAGAUUUCAUACUGUAGAUCACAUGAAAACGUUUAUAAUGAUUCUGGUAUCGAAGUGGUUAAGCAGCUAACCUUGUACAACCAUAUUCCAACUACCCCAUGUUCCUUUUGAUGAGCUCUUUGUUUAGUUUCUUCAAUUUGUGAUAAAGCUAGCCAGAGAGGCAAUCAAGGACACGCGUCUUCUCCAUCUCCUAUUAGGUCACAAACCAGUUAAGGUGGAGCUUCAGGCAUGCAAACCUUCCAGAGACUCAUUGCCUUGUCACAACAUCACCCUUUAAAAAACAUUAGUUUUGUAAAAUUACAGUAAUCCGUAGGAUGACUAAUACAGAUAUUGACAGGUUUAAAAAUUGAUAUAAAAAGUGUGUUUACUCUACAUACCUCCGAUUUAAUAUUUCAAUCCAGCUUUCUAUUUUUUAAAUGUAUUUACAUGUUUUUUUAUUCUCAACCCAAAGAUAAAGAAGACAUACAGCGCAGGAGAGAAUCGGCGCACAUAAAAACCCAGCUCUAUACCCCGUCUGGGACCUUCUCCAAGAUUAUGACCGGAGUAUUAACCAGCAGACCCAUAGAUGGAGAACAUCAGAACUUCCUCCGAGGGUUUCACUUACACAAGGAUUACCUGCAGCAUCCUCAGUUCUGCAGGUGGAAAGGUUAAUGUCACAAUAUGCAAUUAAACCAGAGAUGGUUGAUGUUUUCUAUACAUUGGUCUCAUGGAAAUAAAGACUAUUUUCAGUGCAGUAAAACUGUGAUGUCGAUGAUGGUACUUUUUAUAUGUAAACUGACUGGAUGUCCAAUAAUUUUUUGGUUUCUGUGAAAGCCAAAACAUUCACCCAUAAGAUACCCCAACGCACGUGCACCCUGGUAUUGUUCUCUUCUUCUGAAAAAACUCUCUCUGGAAACGUCUCAUGACUUUAUUGCCACAAUCAGAGAAUGAGAUUUGGUUUGGCUGGCAGCAGUAUAAUGCUGCAAUUAUACCAGAAUCCGCUUUGACCCAUAGGACCCUCUUAAUAGCUAAAUAAGCGAAAUACAAGACAUAGAUCUGUCUCAAGAUUGCAAGUAUCUCAAAUGUUACAGGAAUUGUGUGAAUAAUGCACAUCUUACUCAGGCCUUAUACAGGUUUUGGCUCACUUUGCUAUUAUACAGGGAACCUAUUCUAUUUGUAUAUUAGAUUGACCUCACCCACAAUGGCAGCCCAAAUCUGCACGAGAGAUCAUUUCAGGAUUCACUUGGCCUCGUCGCUGAGAUCAGACAGAUACACAGUUAGCAAGGAACCUCCAUCUGGAUUACUCUUAACAAUUAAACAAUCGCAUGAGUACAGGGUUUAACACGAACAUAGAUUAUCAAUUAACAUAUAUAAUAGAAAUAGAUAUGAAAGAUACGUUUUCAUAUCCAGAAUAACAAUGGUGCACGUCUCCGCCACCUAAAGACUUUUGGUGAUAGCGUAUGCAACCUUAGUCUCAGUAUGUACUGGAUUAUUCUUUUCACCUAUAGAAACCGUAGGCAUAUUCAAAUAAGUAAAAAAAAACAGAGUUUGUGGAAACCCUGAGAUUGGGGACCACGCAGUAGUUGUCCUUGGACUGGAUCGAAACAGGUAUCAGACUCUUAGUUAAAGGCAGUCUUAUUCCAGAAUGGAAGAAGUGAAACGUGAAGGGUAUGACUUUGUGCUAUUUAUAACUAAGAUCAAUCAAUUAAUCUACUAAGGCUUAAACAGUUCAAUGGAAGAGGUAUAUAUAGUAAAUAUGUUGUUUCUUAGCAACAUUAGCCAUCUUCUAGAUAAUCAAAUAUUUUUUUCUUAAUUAGAUAUUUAAAUUGUGAUAAAAACUACAUCUGCUCUUUGUCUAAACAGUUACGGCCCGGUACAGCAUUGUCAAUGAUAAAAGUGAUCAAUACAAUGUAUACCACUAAUCUUACAGCAUGUUUGUUUGUUGGUUUUCAGACACUAAUCUAGACACGUUCCCCAACCAGCUCACCCCACUCGCUGACAAUCUGUGCCUUGUGGAUGCUGGGUACUUCAUUAAUGCCAGCUUCCCUCCUUUACUGAAACAAGCAAGGAAGGUGGACAUUAUCUUAUCGUUUGAUUAUACAUUGGAUACACCUCUCCAGGUACGUAAUGAGAUAUUUAAAUUAAGUUUAGACGCAGAGAUAGUUCAGUUGGUUAUUGCAUGUGCUGUUACUGUACAUCUGUCCAAACCUCAUAUCUGCAAGUUCCAGUCUCAGUAGGGUAAUCAUCCUUCUAACUGAUUAACUCAUACAGUGUCAAAACAUCUCUGACACACGUUAAUUAGAGUCAGCAAUGUGUGAACAUAUUCUGAAAGGAAUCAUGGUAUAAGCUGUUAUUUAGGGCUCCCCUUGUGUUUUUCAGUCUGUCGAGCAGACCUGCACGUACUGUACCACACAGGGCAUUUGUUUCCCUAAGGUUUCGUUGAGCGAAGAGGAGAAGAAAACGCAUAAAGAAUGCUAUGUUUUUGUUGAUGAAGACAAUCUCAAUGCUCCCUUAGUCCUACAUUUCCCUCUGGUCAAUGACACCUUCAGAAAGUAUAAAGAACCGGGUAGGUGUCCUAAUCUUUGUAAUGUAUUCUCUUAUUAUUAAAACAUUGAUUUGUAUUUCUAUUAUAGGAGUUAAAGGGACACUCUAGGAGCCAACACAACCACUGGGCUUGUCAUAAUAUUCAGCCUAAGUAAAUACCUGGGGUUAUAUUUGCGUGCUUCAUUUUAUAUAGAUGUUGCAAAUAAAUCACUUUGCUAAAUUUUGCAUCUCGACCUUGUCUUCAUGUCCAGUCACCCUCUUUAUAAAAUGUGAUGUGUAAAAUGUAGCUUUAGAUUGGUGAUAAAUGUAGAAUCUUCUUAAUUUCUUCUUGUCUUCAGUUGAUUGAUAUAUAUACGUCUUUUGUAUAUAUAGUCUUGGGCCAAAUGCUCGCCACAAUAAUAUGUGUCUAUAUUAUUGAAAAGUAGUAAUACGCAAUCUGACUUACGGUUUAUUCAGGUUUAUUCUUUGUUACGGAUACAUAAUAAAAACAUAAUAAAGGAUGUUACAGGAUAGUGCACAUUCAACAGCAGAUGGUAAUUGCUGUACUUCUCAUGGGAGAGUUACAUUGUUGUACAGAGCCAAGAGAGAGCCAAGAGCCAAGACAAGACAGAGCGACCUCGUGUCCCUCUGUUACUAUAAAGAUGUGUACGUCAGCGUUUAUCUCUAGCCAUAUAAGGACAAAACCCCCACAUCCACAUUCCAGAGCUCUCGGACAAAGAAAGCCUUGUGACUUAUUGAUACCAUCUGUUACUUAUGUCAAUCCACACAUCCAUAUAUAUAAUCAAUAGAAACAUAGAAUAUGCAAUAUUCUACAUGAUGUCAUCAAUAAGCGCAGUAAUGGUUUCUGGGAGUUGUAGUUCAGCUAACAGCUUUUAGAAGUAAAAUGCUGAUCACUAAACUACAGUUUCCAGAAAUGUUUGCUCUGCCCAUAGGGCCCUGCUGUGCAGGUAUUUAUGGGAUAAUAUUUGCACAUUGCAAAUUUCACAGAAAAGCAUGGGAGCCUCCCAAUAGGUCCAUCAUUUCCUUUUUUUAUGCAAUACCUCUAGCACAUUACAAAUGGUUGGCUAGUUUACCACCUGGAGUUGCUUUAAAUACUAUGGUUUUGCAGCUGCACCUAUAACAGCCAAAAGAAUAUAUGUGAUGGCUAAAUGUUAAAAUAAACAAAUAAUGUUUAGGAAUUAAAAUUUAAAAAAGGACAACACGCUGAUAACGUAAUAGAACCUUAACGUAAAAUUAGAUUUUAGUAGUCUUGAUAUGAGUGAAUGCUGUUGUUCAAGGAACCCUCUAAACAGCAAAACAACUUCAGCUUAAUAAAGUGGUUUUGGUGUAUAAAUCACUCUGUUUAUACAGUCCAGCAACACCAUGAAAAAAUUGUUUUAUUUUCAGUCAGAUCUUACAGCAUAGUGUGUUUACUUUAGAAGUUUGUAUCUCCUGCUCAGAGAAUCGACCUUUAAUCACACACAAAAGGCUCUAGCAGGCUACUAACAAAGCAUGAGAUAAUACAUUCUAAAUUAAACACACAGUGCAAUAAAGGAAGCAUAAAAUGAGUGCUCUUUUUCAGGAGGUGUGUAUUACUCUCAGAAGUGCAUAAACAAAGUGAUUUAACUCCUUAAUGGCAGAGUUGAGCAGUGAGAUUCCAUGAUCUAUACACCAAAACUGCUUCAUUCAGCUGAAGUUGUUUUAGUUCUAAGAGUGUCAAUCUAAUAAUAUAUCCUAUCCUAUAUAAAUAAUAAAAUAAUAAUAAUGAUAUCCUACAUUAAGGUCAGGCAGCAGGGAGCAAAAGUAAACAGAAAAACAAGAAAUCUAUAUUUAUUCGGCUCACUAUAUUAGGAGUUACACCAAGCUCUAUGCAUUACUUUCUCUAUAGAGUUAUGUACAGUGACUAAUCGGAACUGACCCUGGUUAUUUUUAAAAAGUUGUUUGAUUUUAUUCCAGGUGUCUUGCGGACUCCGGGAGAGGAAUCAGAAGGGGACGUAGAUGUCACAAGUUUUUUGUCACCGUAUUUUCUGACAAAUUUUACUUACAGUGAGAGGGACUUUGACCAGCUGAUGAAAAUGACCCAAUAUAAUCUCCAAAACAACAAAUGCUUAAUCUUGGAUGCCUUGAAAUCUGCCGUGGAGAGAAGGAAAACCAAGAAUCUAUUAAAUGGAAAACAUCAGACACAAUGUUACAGAUAAUCAUUUUCCAAUUAAUAAAAUUAGCAGCAGCAGGGGGAAAGACAGUUUUUUGGACCUGCAAGUGCGUCUUGAGAAAUUCUGCCGAAGGCUUCUCCUCUUAAAUAAACCAUGACCACAUCGGAAGGAUGGACCCAGCAGAACUCUCGUAUCUCCUGUAAUCUGUAUUGUAUUUCCCUUGAUGCUUAGAUAGCUGAGCGACUGGCUAAGUAUCUUGGGAAACGCAUUGUUGUUUUGCACAAUAUUUACCUUCACGGGUUAAUCACGCCUCUAGUGGUGUAGAUAUUAGAUUGCAUUUUUUAUACAUAUGUUUAUUUAUUUUACUGUUAUGAAUUCCAUUUGUUAAAAUAUUUUUGGUCAUUGCUUACUAAAAAAAUACCAAUUUAUUGGAAACUAAUUUUAAAACAUAAUGUAUGUGUGUUUGAAAUGUAUUUGUUAGUUAUUAUAGUUGAUUUAAUGUAAUGUUUGUAUGAGGGUAACAUUCCAAUCGAGACUGACCACAGUAACCUAAAUGAAUGCAGACUGAACUUCAGUAACAACUGCUACAGCUGGUAUUAUAGACUAGGAUGAGAUUUCACUGAACGGUAUGACAAUAUGGUCCUUUUAUAUAAUGUCCUAUUAAAGCACGCUGCUUUAUCUAAAUCCUUUUAAGUUAAAGGGACUCUCUCUUCUACCCCCAACCCCCUCUACCUCCCACCCCCAUCCCACAUUGCUGAAGGGGUUAAAACCCCUUCAGUGACUUACCUGAAUCAAGCGCCGAUGUCCCUCGAUGCUGGGUCAGGCUCCACCCACACUCCUCCCCUGCCGAAUCAGCCGGUGGGUGAGACCUAAUGUGCAUUCGCGGCAAUGGCCGCUCGCCGCGUGCAUUAGUCUUCCCGAUAGUUAAGCAUUAUUCAAUGCUUAGCGUGAGGAUGUCCAGUGUCGUUUAAAACACUUUUCGUGUUCUAAGAACACAGGAGUCCCUCUAGUGGCUGUCUGAUAGACAAAACUGCAAUAAUUACACCUGCAGGGUUAAUGGUAGUGGGAGUUGGCACCCAGACCACUCCAAUGGGCAGAAGUGGUCUGGGUACCUGGAGUGUCCCUUUAAGUGUUAUUAAAUCAUUUUUUGGAAGCAAACUUAAAUUAUGAAGAAUAGAUAUUACACAUUGGAAUCAAAAUUACAUUUAAUUUGAACUCUGUACUGAUCUUAGCAAUAAGAAUAUUCAUAAAACCAAUGUAUAAUUUGCUGAGGGUUGCCUGUUCAUUUACAGAGAUUCGUGGUAUUAAAUAUGCAGCAUUUUAAGCCACAUUUUACUCCAAUCCAGCAGCAAAGCCAAGUUGUAGAAUGUAUUCAUCACAGCUAUUUGGGUUGGAAUCUCACAGUGUGAAACUAUAAUCAAGAUAAAAUGUAAUAAUUCAAUCUCAAAGUUGUAUUCACUAAUUAGUGAAUUGCGUUGAUUAGAAUUCACAUCACAAAUUCUAUGCGGAAACAGCGACAUUUAAAAAAACUCCAAUUCAGCUAUUUUUACAUUUUGGUCUUUUUUCCCUUUUUGCUAUUUGCAAUUCAUUUUUUUGUUUCAAUUUAACACCUUAACUGUUUAGUGAAUUUAUAUUUUGUUUAAAAAGAAUUGCUAAUUCUCACACAUUUAUAAUGUAUUUUGUUAUUAAAUCCUUCUUUUUUUUAAUA